Messenger RNA from Coregonus sp. 'balchen', 46543 nucleotides. NCBI's taxonomy places the organism in Eukaryota, Metazoa, Chordata, Actinopteri, Salmoniformes, Salmonidae. The record is from the annotation of a GenBank genome assembly.
AGGAACUCAUUCCCUUACUCACUUACCUUGGUGAAGUGUGAGAGUAGUGUGCCCCCCACUGGAUUGGGUGGGGCUCAUGAAUGGAAGGAGGGAGAGAUGGUGGGCUGCUGGUUUUAUGAUUCAGUUACUUGCUUAUUCAUUAUGGAAAAGGAAUAAAAGCCAACUAAGUCAGCUGAGGCUCCCAGCAGUUUCAUUAAACUCAGUAUAAAGGAGUUAUUGAUCCGCUGUGGUGAGAGAAGGACAGCGAGAGAGCAGCAGAGAAUUGUGUUUUAUAAUUGAUUUCAGAGGGAGGCAAAAAGCCUUUGAAGUUUUACAGAUGAGAAAAAGGUGAUUGGGUUGGCUGGAGUGUGUAUGUGUGUACGUGACAUUGUGCAGCAAUUUCUACUACUUUCUCUUACUCCUAAGUUAACUUCAGUAUAUAACACAUUUUUCUAAGGUUUCCCAUAGACCCCUAUAGGGGAGCAGGGUUCUGCUCAGAUUCCUGCUCACAAAGAUAAAUGUGUGAAAGCCACAGUUCACACCUUUCCCAGAGCAACUCUCUUCCUUCUCUCUCGCGCUUCGCCCUCUCUCUGCUGAAGCCCUCUCUCUGCUGAAGCCCUCUACUGCAGCUGAUGGUCAGAUCAGAGGAUCUCUGUCCAUGUUCCUUGGCUGUAACAUCCUCCUCUAUCCUCCAUCGAUCUGACACAAUACAAACCUUUUAUAAGGGUUGUCUGGUAAUCCAGUCUGAUUCCAUGUUCACUCUCUCCUUCUCUCUUUCUGUAUUUCUGCUGCUGCUGUCAGCCCCACUUGGUCAUAAUCUCUUAAGACAAUCCUCCAUCCUGUUGUUCAUUGAUUGCCAGUUAUUAGGACAUUUUGUCUCACUUGUCAUUAAGUUGCACUGUAUGACAGAUGAUAUCUAGAUCACUGUUAAUUUCUGUUGGUCCUACUAUAUCAACAACAUCCAACAAAUGUCUAGUUUGAGGAUGAAUCUUUACAUGUGAGGUCAUUGUGCACCUCUGUUGGUAUUGUAGAGCACGGAGCUUGCAACACCAGGAUUGUGGGUUGAAUUCCCAUUGGGCUAUCCAUAAGAAAAUCUACAUGUGCAUGACUGGAAGUCACUUUGGAUAAAGGCGUCUGCCAAAUGGCAUAUAUUAUCAUAUAUUGACAUGUCAUUGAGAUUUUAUGGAUUAAAUGCAGGGAUCCCUCUCUCCCUCGGCUCUUUCAUCUCUCUCUACAUAUCUCCUUGACACAUAAGGACAGACAUCCAUCUCACUGGGAAAAUGUAAUAAUUUGCUUGGCAAUGUCCUUUUGAUUUUUCUCUGUCUUUCUUUCCCUCCCUUCUCUCCCAAUAUAGUACAUCAUUCCCUUGUGUGGGUGGAGGAGCAGGACCUGGCAAUGCUUCAUAUUUCAUAAGAGCUCCUGCACCUAGUUGCUACAACACUGUCGUGCACUAGUGGCUUCUUGGACUGUUUUCAGGGGUUUAGAGCUGGGAAGGAACAGCCACUUGUUUGUCACAGAUUACAAUUGUCUUGUAUUGCACAGAUUGUUGUGCAUCUUGCUGCAUUGAACAGACUGAUUUCUAACAGCUCUGUAGUGAGAACAAGCUUUCUUCCUUUGAUGUGUCAGUUCAUAUAUAUCUGAAGGCCUCAGCAUAUUCUAUCAUGGUGAUGUUUGUAUUAACGCAACAUUGGUGUUGUUAACAGCCUUUUAACAUGCUCCCGUUCUGCACUUGGGGAAAGAGGUUUUCAAUCAGAAAACGACUGUUCAGUUAAUCAAGUUAUCGUACUAAAUAAUUAGCCUGCUGUUAUCUGAUUGACCAGAUCUUUCAGUUUGCCCCUAAUCACUGAUCCAAAGUCAGAUGUUUUUACCUCCUAAUGGUUCAGGUUGGAUAGAUGUCGUUAGGGGGAACUUGGAGUGAGCAGAGCAGUGUUUGGGUCCUCUGUCAAGGCAGCGUUUUGUAGCUCCACUCUGCACUAUAGAAUGUUCUCCUCUACUCAGUGUCUGUCUCUCAGCUCACAGAGCCAGAGAAGAGGAGCUGUCAUCCUCAGGGAGGUAUGGAGACUUACACAGACAUGUGUCAGUCAUCAGUCUGAUAAAGUCCCAUCAACUGAGCCUCAUCUCCUCUCUGUCAUCACAACAACACCUGCCUGUCCUCCCCACUGGCACUGCAGCUCUCCAUCAGAGGACAAGUCAACCAUUGGAAAGUCUAAACUUUAGGAAAUGUUAAUGGUCCCUAUUCUGAGUUAGAUGGCAUGACAAUCUACCACAUGGUCCAUGUUGAUUGGCAGUAGAGGAGGAUCUGGUCUGGUUGACUGCUAGUAGAGUGUCUGUAGUACAAGUCUAGGUCUAUAUAGUCUGUGUAGUGUAGAAGUGUAGGUCUAUAUAGUCUGUGUAGUGUAGAAGUGUAGGUCUAUAUAGUCUAGGUCUAUAUAGUCUGUGUAGUGUAGAAGUGUAGGUCUAUAUAGUCUAGGGCUAUAUAGUCUGUGUAGUGUAGAAGUGUAGGUCUAUAUAGUCUAGGUCUAUAUAGUCUGUGUAGUGUAGAAGUGUAGGUCUAUAUAGUCUAGGUCUAUAUAGUCUGUGUAGUGUAGAAGUGUAGGUCUAUAUAGUCUAGGUCUAUAUAGUUUGUGUAGUGUAGAAGUGUAGGUCUAUAUAGUUUGUGUAGUGUAGAAGUGUAGGUCUAUAUAGUCUAGGUCUAUAUAGUUGUGUAGUGUAGAAGUGUAGGUCUAUAUAGUUUGUGUAGUGUAGAAGUGUAGGUCUAUAUAGUGUCUGUAGUUCAAGUGUAGGUCUAUAUAGUUUGUGUAGUGUAGAAGUGUAGGUCUAUAUAGUUUGUGUAGUGUAGAAGUGUAGGUCUUAUAGUUUGUGUAGUGUAGAAGUGUAGGUCUAUAUAGUGUCUGUAGUUCAAGUGUAGGUCUAUAUAGUUUGUGUAGUGUAGAAGUGUAGGUCUAUAUAGUCUGUGUAGUGUAGAAGUGUAGGUCUAUAUAGUCUAGUCUAUAUAGUUUGUGUAGUGUAGAAGUGUAGGUCUAUAUAGUUUGUGUAGUGUAGAAGUGUAGGUCAUAUAGUGUCUGUAGUUCAAGUGUAGGUCUAUAUCGUUUGUGUAGUGUAGAAGUGUAGGUCUAUAGGAUCUCCUUGUUGACUGACAGUAAAAUAUUGUAUGGAGGUUGACCUGUCUGUGUUGACUGACAGUUGAGUAUUGGUCAAUAUGUCCUUGUUGACCGGCAGUAGAGGACUCUUUCUGUGGAAGUGUCCUAAAUGUCCUAGACGUCCGGCCAGUCUGUCUAGUUUCUAUGUUAGGUCUGGAGAUGUGAUGUGGCAGUGACACUCCUGAGCACGUCUCCCCCGACAGCCACUUGAGAGUCAGCCAUGAUGUCACAUGGCCAUGUCACACAGCCAUCACAGGCAGUCACAUGCUCAGUGUCAAAGAGAGCAGGCUGUCACUCACUCUGAACGGACAACCUUGGCCGUCUAUUCGGUCAACAGAAAAGGACCCUCAUUAAUUGAUUUUACACAGACCUUUGUGCUUGUGAAUGUUGCCUUUGCAAUAACUGUCUCUCUAUUUGAAGUAUUGGUAGCUUUAUUGAUGACACCAAGGUGACACCACCAAGCUGGACCAAUGAAACCAUUAAAAUAGGUAGUUGACCUCCAAGUGUUAUCUGUUGUCAUGGGAAACAGCCUAUCAGAGUUGCCCUGGCAUUGACACCUGCAUGGAGAUUGAUGGACAGAUAGAGGAGCGGUCGGGAGCAGAAUCCGUUCUUCAUGGCAUCCUUGUCAAGGAGAAUAAGCCAAACAAAGUAAUCUCUAUCUCCUCUCCUGUAAUCAAUCUGCAAAGCCUGCGUUAUCAAGAGGUACACGUGUGGAGCGUUCCAGGCUUGUCUGCUCCUUCCUCUGGUCAUGUAGCUCUAAAUGCUGUGGGUAAUAGCUGUUAGCUGGGAGGGUCAAACACACACACCAUCAGAGCAGCUGCAGCCUUUUCUUCAACUGGAGAUAGACCCAAUGAAUAAAAUGUCGCUGGAGUCUAGUUAUCAAGAGGGUGUUGACAUUGUUGGGGGAUUCUUUAGACACGGUCUGGGAUUGUUUUAUUUUUUUAGCUGGCCUGUACCUGUUUCCCUUGUAAAAGUUAUCCAUCACCAGCAGUUACCAUGACAAUAGAGCUGGAGCUGUCUGGAGGGAGAGGCGGUUCCAGAUAAGAGAGGCGUGAGGUCACUGAGUUGUUGACAUUUCCUCACAGCAGCUCCCUCGGUUGUAAUUGGCUGCUGGUGAUAAGAUCCCUUUGUUCUAAUUGGCUGGUGAUAAGAGCCUGGCAGCAGCAGCAUCAGCAGGUCAGAUACUGAUAAUGGGAGCUCCGGGACACCAGUGGAGGAAGGAAGAGAUUAAAGCCCCUCAGAGCUGGACUCUACGGUCUGUCUACUGGACUGUACAGUGUACUGGCUGCUCUGCUUCCUACAGUCACUGGACCACUCUGACACAGGACAUUGUGAUAUUGACUGGCUUUCAUCAGGCUGCCCACUCAAGAGAAAGCUUCAAUCUGUAACCAGUGCCUGCAAUCUGGUUCAGGUUAUCAGUCAACCUACCAGGGUAGUUGCAAACAGUACAUGAAUUGAAUCAUCAACAUGUUUUGAUCAUAUCUUUACUAAUGCUGCAGAGAUUUGGUUGUAAGCAGUAUCCAAAUCCAUUGGAUGUAGUGAUCACAAUAUAGUAGCCAUAUCUAGGAAAACCAAAGUUCCAAAGGCUGGGCCUAAUAUUGUGUAUAAGAGGUCAUACAAUAUGUUUUGUAAUGAUUCCUGUGUUGUUGAUGUAAAGAAUAUAUGUUGGUCUGUGGUGUGUAAUGAGGAGCAAACAGACACUGCACUUGACACAUUUAUAACAUUGCUUAUUCCAGUUCCUAAUAAGCAUGCACCCAUUAAGAAAAUGACUGUAAAAAUGGUUAAAUCCCUGUGGAUUGAUGAGGAAUUGAACAAUUGUAUGGUUGAGAGGAAUGAGGCAAAAGGAAUGGGAAAUAAGUCUGGCUGCACAACUGAUUGGCAAACGCAUUGCAAAUUAAGAAAUCAUGUGACUAAACCUGAAUAAAAAGAAGAAAAAACUACACUACGAAACAAAGAUGAAAUGACAUAAAGAAUGAUAGUAAAAAGCUUUGGAGCACCUUAAAUGACAUUUUGGGAAAAAAGGCAAACUCAGCUUCAUAAUUUCUUAAAUUUUUUUUUAUUUAACCAGGUAAGCCAGUUGAGAACAAGUUCUCAUUUACAACUGCGACCUGGCCAAGAUAAAGCAAAGCAGUGCAAUAAAAACAACAACACAGAGUUACAUAUGGGGUAAACAAAACAUAAAGUCAAAAAUACAAACAGAAAAUAUAUAUACAGUGUGUGUGAAUGUAGUAAGUUAUGGAGGUAAGGCAAUAAAUAGGCCAUAGUGCAAAAUAGUUACAAUUUUGUAUUAACACUGGAAUGAUAGAUGUGCAAAUAGAGAUAGUGGGGUUCAAAUUAGCAAAAUAAAUAACAAUAUGGGGAUGAGGUAGUUGGGUGGGCUAAUUUCAGAAUGGCUGUGUACAGGUGCAGUGAUCGGUAAACUGCUCUGACAACUGACGCUUAAAUUUAGUGAGGGAGAUAAGUCUCCAGCUUCAGAGAUUUUUGCAGUUCGUUCCAAUCAUUGGCAGCAGAGAACUGGAAGGAAUGGCAGCCAAAGGAGGUGUUGGCUUUGGGGAUGACCAGUGAGAUAUACCUGCUGGAGCGCAGACUACGGGUGGGUGUUGCUAUGGUGACCAGUGAGCUAAGGUAAGACGGGGAUUUGCCUAGCAGUGAUUUAUAGAUGACCUGGAGCCAGUGGGUUUGGCGACGAAUAUGUAGUGAGGGCCAGCCAACAAUAGCGUAUAGGUCACAAUGGUGGGUAGUAUAUGGGGCUUUGGAGACAAAACGGAUGGCACUGUGAUAGACUACAUCCAAUUUGCUGAGUAGAGUGUUGGAGGCUAUUUUGUAAAUGACAUCGCCGAAGUCGAGGAUCGGUAGGAUAGUCAGUUUUACGAGGGCAUGUUUGGCAGCAUGAGUGAAGGAGGCUUUGUUGCGAAAUAGGAAGCCGAUUCUAGAUUUAACUUUGGAUUGGAGAUUCUUAAUGUGAGUCUGGAAGGAGAGUUUACAGUCUAACCAGACACCUAGGUAUUUGUAGUUGUCCACAUACUCUAGGUCAGACCCGCCGAGAGUAGUGAUUCUAGUCGGGUGGGCGUGUGCAAGCAGCGUUCGGUUGAAGAGCAUGCAUUUAGUUUUACUAGUGUUUAAGAGCAGUUGGAGGCUACUGAAGGAGUGUUGUAUGGCGUUGAAGCUCAUUUGGAGGUUUGUUAACACAGUGUCCAAUUAAGGGCCAGAUGUAUACAAAAUGGUGUCGUCCGCAUAGAGGUGAUCCGAGCUUCACCAGCAGCAAGAGCAACAUCAUUGAUAUACACAGAGAACAGAGUCGGCCCAAUAAUUGAACCCUGUGGCACCCCCACAGAGACGGCCAGAGGUCCAGACAACAGGCCCUCCGAUUUGACACAUUGAACUCUGAGAAGUAGUUGGUGAACCAGGCAAGGCAGUCAUUAACCAAGGCUAUUUAGUUUGCCGAUAAGAAUGCGGUGGUUGACUGAGUCGAAAGCCUUGGCCAGGUCGAUGAAGACUGCUGCACAGUACUGUCUUUUAUCGAUCACGGUUAUAAUAUCGUUUAGGACCUUUAGCGUGGCUGAGGUACACCCAUGACCAGCUCGGAAACCGGAUUGCAUAGCGGAGAAGGUACGGUGGGAUUCGAAAUGGUCGGUGAUCUGUUUGUUAACUUGGCUUUCAAAUACUUUCGAAAGGCAGGGCAGGAUGGAUAUAGGUCUGUAACAGUUUGGAUCUAGAGUGUCAACCCCUUUGAAGAGGGGGAUGACCGCGGUAAUGUCCUAAGUAUUUCUAAAACUAAAAGCAUUGUAUUUGGGAAAAAUCAUUCACUAAAUCCUAAACCUCAUCUAAAUCUUGUAAUAAAUAAUCUGGAAAUUGAGCAAGUUGAGGAGACUAAACUACUGGGAGUAACCCUGGAUUGUAAACUGUCAUGGUCAAAACAUAUUGAUACAACAGUAGCUAAGAUGGGGAGAAGUCUGUCCAUAAUAAAGCGCUGCUCUACCUUCUUAACAGCACUAUCAACAAGGCAGGUCCUACAGUCCCUAUUUUUGUCACACCUGGACUACUGUUCUGUCGUGUGGUCAGGUGCCACAAAAAAGGACUUAGGAAAAGUGCAAUUGGCUCAGAAUAGGGCAGCACGCCUGGCCCUUGGAUGUACACAGAGAGCUAAUAUUAAUAAUAUGCAUGUCAAUAUCUCCUGGCUCAAAGUGGAGGAGAGAUUGACUUCAUCACUACUUGUAUUUAUGAGAGGUAUUGACAUGUUGAAUGCACCGAGCUGUCUGUUUGAAAUACUAGCGCACUGCUCGGACACCCAUGCAUAUCCCACAAGACAUGCCACCAGAGGUCUCUUCACAGUCCCAAAGUCCAGAACAGACUAUGGGAGGCGCACAGUACUACAUAGAGCCAUGACUACAUGGAUCUCUAUUCCACAUCGAGUAACUGAUACAAGUAGUAAAGUUAGAUUUAAAAAACAGAUAUAAAAAAAAACUUAUGGAACAGCGGGGACUGUGAAGCAACACAAACAUAGGCACAGACACAUGCAUACACACACGAUAACAUACGCACUAUACACAUAAUAGGGAUCCAUAAUAAAUACAAAUACUGGGAUAUUGUACUGGGUGACUUGACCACUAUGACACUGGGAGGGUGCUGUAGGAGUUUCUUACUGGCAUCAUGUGUUCUCAGUUAUCACUCUAGCUAGCUUUAGAGAGCAUCAGCUCAGCAGACUGUGGUAAAACCAGAGGACAUUGUUCAAGGCUGACUACACAGCAGCAGAAACGUACUGUAUUGUGCUGGUUAGGCCCCCUUUAGCCACGCUCAUCAGAUUUGAUUAAUGUCUGAACAAAGGUUUUUCUGCUUUUGAUAUUGAAUCUGAUACUGCAGGACAUUUUCUCCCUCUCUACUCUAACUGCAGCUUCUCCCAGUGUGUUAUUAUGCUCUGAAGAGACUCCUCUAGAGUGAAAUCAGUGUGCAUGUCCAAGCAUGAGGUGACUGGGUAAUGUGUUAAUCUGUCUCCAGCUAGCACUGUGGCCUGCUGUUAUUGGCUAAUGGUGCAUUGAACCCCCACUAGCUAUGAGACCAUAUGCAGUGCACUUUCAUUGCAGCUACUUUCCAUACAGCCCAUCUAAUAGAUGUUUAUGGUAUCUUGUAAAGUAGUCUGAGUGUGAUACGGGUAAUUAAGCCAUGACCACCCACUGUGUUUACCACCCAGGAGACACAGUGGCCUCUAAUGGAGCAUAUCUACACACACUUAGAGAUGCUUCAUACAUCUGCAAUGGGUCUCAGCUGGACCAUAGUGUUACGGUGAAUCAAUAUGUUGGGCAGGAUCACAUUUCUCGUGCCUGUUUUUCAGUAUGUAUUUCCCAUCCCAACUUGCAGGGGGCCAUACUUGUGAACUUUUGCUUAGACCAUGGUUUAAACCAUUGGUCAAAAAUGGCUAAAUGCUAGCUUUUCUCAUAGGCUAACCUGGCCAAAUUAGACAUGAUGCUGUGGAUGGCCAGCUGAGCAGAUAAUUAUAUCCUGUAACAAGAUAAUGAAUCAACCUAUCUGAGACCUUACUAACCCCCUAGAGUGUUUUGACACACCGCUGCGUCAAUCUAAGUAACAUAAUAAAAAAUCCCCAUCAAAAUCUGUAAAUUUAAGCUAGAGAUACACUACAUGAUCAAUAGUAUGUGGACACCUGCUCGUCGAACAUCUCAUUCCAAAAUCAUGGGCAUUCAUAUGGAGUUGGUCCCCCCUUUGCUGCUAUAACAGCCUCCACUCUUCUGGGAAGGCUUUCCACUAGAUGUUGGAGCAUUGCUGCAAGGACUUGCUUCCAUUCAGCCACAAGCGCAUUAGUGAGGUCUGGCACUGAUAUUGGGCGAUUAGACCUGGCUCGCAGUCGGCGUUCCAAUUCAUCCCAAAGCUGUUCGAUGGGGUUGAGGUCAGGGCUCUGUACAGGCCAGUCAAGUUCUUCCACACCGAUCUUGACAAACUAUUUCUGUAUGGACCUUGCUUUGUGCACGGGGGCAUUGCCAUGCUGAAACAGGUAAGGGCCUUCCUGAAACUGUUGCCACAAAGUUGGAAGCACAGAAAUGUCUGGAAUGUCAUUGUAUGCUCUAGCGUUAAGAUUUUCCUUCACUGGAACUAAAGGGGGGGGGGGGCGGCGCAUGUGUGUGUGGAGUAAAGGUGGUCUAGAGUUUUUCCUCUGGUUGCACAUUUAACAUGCUGGUAGAAAUUAGGUAAAACAGAUUUAAGUUUCCCUGCAUUAAAGUCCCUGGCCACUAGUAGCGCCGCCUCUGGAUGAGCGUUUUGCUGUUUGCUUGUGGCCUUAUACAGCUCAUUGAGUGCGGUCUUAGUGCGAGCAUCGGUUUGUGGUGGUAAAUAGACAGCUACGAAAAAUAUAGAUAAACUCUCUUGUUAAAUAGUGUUGUCUACAGCUUAUGAGAUACUCUACCUCAGUCGAGCAAAACCACAAGACUAGAUUUUGUGCACAAGCUGUUGUUUACAAAUAUACACAGACCGCCACCCCUCGUCUUACCGGAGGUGGCUGUUCUAUCUUGUUGAUCCCGCCAGCUGUAUGUUAUCCAUGUCGUCGUUCAGCCACGACUAGGUGAAACUUACGAUAUUACAGUUUUUAAUGUCCCGUUGGUAGGAUAUUCGUGAUCGUAGCUCGUCUAUUUUGUUAUCCAAUGAUUGUACGUUGGAUAAUAGGACUGAUGGUAGAGGCAGAUUUCCCACUUGCCGUCGGAUCCUUACAAGGCACCCCGUCCUACGUCCCCGUAAUCUCUGUCUCUUUUUCCUGUGAAUGAUGGGGAUUUGGGCCUUGUCGGGUGUCUGAAGUAAAUCCUUUGCGUCCGACUCGUUAAAGAAAACAUAUUUGUAGAGGUGAGUAAUCACUGUCCUGAUAUCCAGAAGCUCUUUUUGGUCAUAAGAGAUGGUGGCAGAAACAUUAUGUACAAAAUAAUUACAAAUAAUGCUAAAAAACACACACAAUAGCACAAUUGGGUAGGAGCCCGUAAAACGGCAGCCAUCUCCUCCGGCGCCAUGUGCCUGCUUAGAACUUUUGGCUGAAAAAAGUAGGAUUAUAAAAUAUAAUAUGUAACCGUAUCCAGACAUUGUAAAAGUCAAAGGCGAUGACUCUCAUAUUGUUGUCAAAUAGCAGUAAACUAACCAGUACUGCUAGCCCUGAGUGGUGGCGUGAUCCACUAAAGGGAUCUACUCCACGUCGUCGGCAUAUUGUGGCUGUGAGGUCGAAUCCCAUUCGGGGCAAGAUUUAUUUUUAAGGCGGUGGCAGUCAGUUGAAAAACAUUCUAAUAGUAUUUCUGACUGUCUUCCCAACUCACCAUCACAUACUUUUAAUGUGGGGCUAUGAUAGUCAAUUGCAAAUUAGUCUGACAUAACAUCUCUUAUCUCACCACCACUAAUGAGAUGGGUGUGGCUUGAUGCAUGUCGCAUCAGAGCUUCUCAAAGUCAGGGGUUGUGGGCAGCAGUGCGCACCUCUUCUCUACUGUCACAUCCAUCCUGGAUCGAUAUUUGGUUUUAAUGCAGAUGAGAGCUGGCGAAUGGUACCAUGAGCUUUAACGCUCUGAAGGACGCUGCAGGGUAUUCCCUCUGAGUCAGGAACCAAAACUCCUCCGUAAUGACCCGUGAAUACUUUGUCUGCAGCAUUCGGUCACAUGACUGCUAAAAAGGCUGCACUUACAUUCAUUGUCGUAGUGUGUUGCGAAGGAAAGUCAAAAUAUCAAAGGAAAAAUUAUGACCCCCUCGGCGGAUUCAGACUUACGUCGUGGUGAAAAGUGUCAAGAACUAAGCGUCUAACACUGUAAGGUCAUUAUUAAUUCGAGUAUCAGAGAACGUACCUGGUAAGGAUGCUUUAGUGAAAAAGUGUUUGAUCACGUCUAACUACGUGGACGAUUUUAAUUGGCUGAGACAGAAUUUGUUACCAAAUAUAAUUAUCUGCUCUGCUGGCCGUCCUCAGCAUUAUGGUUAAUUUGGCCAGGUUGGCCUAUGAGAAAAGGUAGCAGCUAGCCAUUCUAAACCGAUGGUUUAAACCAUGGUCUAAGCAAACGUUUACAAGUAUGGCCCCCAGGGGACUGGAGGAGAGCCGAGAAACAGACCCUCGAUAUGCGGUGAAUGUAUCAGAUAGAUAGAAACUCAAUCUAUACUGUAGCAGGCUAGCAGCCAUGUCACCAUGGAGGUAGAAAGGGUGACCGACAAGGACAGUGGAAGGGCUUUAGGACUAAACACAAGUUAACUUUAUUCACAUUCACCAUGUACAUGCAGCUUACCUCUAACCCUUUAGCAAGAGAUGUUGUAAACAACUGUCUAGCAACCUAUUUUUACCACUGCAUCUGAAUUGCUGGAGGCUAGCUUACAUUUAUUUUUUUUACAACAAGUUGCCAUCUUUGAUCAUUUAAUUAGAUCAAACUGUGUCAAUCUGUUAGUGAAAUAUAAAUGGAUUCAUUUUUUUACCCUCUAUGAACCAAUUCGGUGACAAUAAAUGACAUGUCAUAGCCAUUUUUAGACAGGCAUGUCAAUUGUACAGCCAGCUCACUGAAUAACAGAGCAUCUUAGUUCAUCAACUGCAUACUUCAUGAGUUACAGAUUUAUAAUGGCUUUCCUUUUGCUGUAGUCUGUAAUCAUCUGAGGUUAUUUACAUGGCUUUUAAAAGUGCCAUCCCCUUUUUCCUAGGUAUAUUUGUGUUGUUACGCUCUUAUUAAGUCACUGCUAUUGAAUUAACAGCCACCAUCAAAGGCAAUGUUCUACUGCAAGGCUUACCAUGAGAUAACAAGUAAUUAGGAGCUUCAGACACUCAUCCUGUCAUUCCCUUUAAUAAGAACAAAGCAUCAGAGAGCAUCAGCCUUCUCUUCAGUACUGGUCUGUUGUUCUGACAGGCACCACUUCAAAAGAAAAGGAAAACAGAUUAAAGAAACUCUUGUGCUUGUUUUUCGAGAGGGGUGUCAAGUUCUCCUUUAGGCGUCAAUCAUAGUCAUUUUCUGUGUUCCCCUUUUACUAAACAAUAGUUUGCCUGUAUAGUGAAUGUGUGUGUUGAGCAGCAGAGGUGCUGGUACUGAGCUGGACACUGACUGGUCCGUCUAGGUGAGUAGUUUGACUGAGUUCUUAGAGUUCUGUUUGAAAUGAGAAAGAGGGGUGUUCCACUUUCCCUCCUAGAACAAGAAUAAGAAGUACAGGGACAAAUGUAAAGAUUCUCACCCUGAAGUGUACAGGGAGCCAUGGUGAAUAAGGCUGAAUGGAACUAAACACCAAAUACUGUAGAAUCAUAUUUAUCCUAGCAAGAGCCUCUAGUUCAGAAGUCUGGUUUUGUGGUUUUCAUCUCCUUCUAGCCUCUGACAGGUGGAGCCUACUCUGGAGGUGAUGGUUUGGGGAUCUCCUCAGAAAGAGGAUGCCUUGGUUUGGGGAUCUUCUCAGAAAGAGGACGUCUUGGUUUGGGGAUCUCCUCAGAAAGAGGAUGCCUUGGUUUGGGGAUCUCCUCAGAAAGAGGACGUCUUGGUUUGGGGAUCUUCUUCUUUCUUCUCCUGGGACACAUGAAGGAUGAUGGAACUGUCAGUGUAGAGGGAGUGUUUUCUCAGGCUUUCAGAGCUACUACUCUUUGGAGUCCUAUGUUGAGGUUUUUGAGAGCAGACUAUAGUUUAGUUCAGCUCCCUUGAGCUCCUGAUACAUUUGGGACCGGGUUUUGUAACAGUUGGUAAAGACUUCCACUGCUCACAGAAACGUGAACGUCUAUUACAUAGAUGCGGCUAUAUUUCUGCACUGAGCUAAUCUAGCUACACAUAUAUGCAAACAGCAACAAACGAGCACUUUCCAAGUCAUUUAAUCCCCCUUCAGCUCGAUAAAGACGUGGGACCAGUAUGAAAAAGUAUAUAAAUGGAUGCAUUCACUUCUGUAAGUACUGUAGCUCUGGGUAAGAGCAUCUGCUAAAUGAAUAAAAUCUCAAAUGUAAACACAAAUGAAGAGGAAUGCAAAAUGAAAGGUUGAGCUGUCAAGCAGAAAUGAAGUGUACCCACAUUAGGUUAUAAUCAUUGGUUUAAUUCCACAAAUUUUCUGUUGUUUCAAACUGAUUUCAGGUAGGACUUUACAUUUGAAUGGCCAGGCAUUCCCUCUUCAAACCCUCUUCUCUGUGUUGUAAUUAAGGUAUGUUAAUGAAGUUGUUUUGAUUAAUGAAAGUUCAUGUGGGGGAGAGAGAGCAGAGAAAAGCGGAGGCGGUAGAGCAAAAUGCUAUCUAGGAGGGAACUAGCAGCUCAGCCCACACCUCUCUCAUUUGUACAUUAAUGACCUAUUAACCACAGUCAUCUGUCAGUGUUGAUUCAGAUGCAGUGAGCUGAGAUAGACAUCAAAGAUGGAGACAAGGAGCGCUCAUAUCUUUCUUCCUGUGUGUGUGCACUUCCUAGUGCAUGAGUGAGUGUGUGUGUCUGUCAGUCCAUGUGUGUUUUUUCUUCUGUCAAAUAUGGAGGCGGACUGAGAGAUAAGGACUGAAAAGCACUGAAACAUGAUCAAUCGGUGUACGCUUGUCUCUUUUGAAGUCGCUAUUCCCCCAAGAUAGCUAGUUACCCUGACCAUGUGACUGUCUCCACAGAGAGCCUUUAUUCUCCUAUGAGGAGACUGAGAAGGACUGAAGCCCCACUGUGCUAAAUGUUUGGGUACUAGAACAUCAUAACUGUAUGUGAGGACGAGGAGUGGGCAAGAGUGUGUGGGCGGUUUAGAACAUCACAAAUGAUGUGAAGGUGGAAUGGUUUUAUUGAUGUGAAUGUGGGAUGGUUUUAUUAAUGUGAAUUGUAGAUCCAGUGAUCUAUGGAGCUAAUGAGAACUACAGCACUCAUUUGUCACCUUCAGGAACCUGUUCAAAGCUUUUAAUCUCCCACACUGGUCAUAUCUCUCUCUUUCUCUCUAGCUCUAUCUCUCACACAAUGACCCAGCUGAAGGUCAGCUCAUUAAUUAAUACAUCCGCUCCAUGUCUGUCUAUUUCCGACACUCUGGAUCAAUGGGGAUUCUCUGUGGUAAAGCUGCUCUCGCUGUAGGUUUAUGACUGGCAGGGAUUUUCACCAUCAAAGGCUUUAAUACUGUAUUUUGAUUAUAUAGGCCUAGACAUCUAGGUUUGUUAUGACUGGCAGGUUUGUUUUGGUUAUACUAGGUUUGUUGUGACUGGCAGGCUAAGGAUACUCUGCAGGACAGCUGAAUGUCAUGUAGAUUAAAAUUGGCUCCAUCCAUCACAUGGCUCUAAUGAAUCCAUCAAGUCUCCUCCACACUGUCAUCUUCUGACCCACUGCAUAAUGGAUGAACCAUUUGAAUCAGUUGAAUGUAAUUAGGCCUGUAUGUUUAUGAACUGUCUGGUUGGAUUUAUUUAAUGAAUUCUCUGGCAUGUGCUUUCUGCUUCAGCUUUGAGACUGGAUGAAGAAUCUGAGCUCGGCUCACAACUGUCUAUUCCCCUGGAAUCAUUCACUUUGAUUAUGUUGCAACAAACUUUUUCAAUUACUGUUUCAGUGGGGGUCCUCUCCCCUCGUUGCCAAGAUAAUUACCAAUAUGCUCAUCACGUCAUAUUCCAUUUCCCCUCAAAAUGGUGAAAUGAUGUGUGGCGCAUGUCAGGUCUGUUCAGAAUCCGUUGUUGUGUUACAAAAUGACAUUACUGGUAUUAUUGGAAUUUACUCAAACAGCUAGCCAUGGGCUGGGCCCUGGCUGCCCUAUUUGGACGUAAACUCCAUCAAACCAGUAGAGUGAGAACUACAUUAGACCCAGCAGGGGAAAACACAGUAUGGGCCAGUAGAGGGUCAAAACACAUGUACCGUCGGGGAAGAACUACUAAGAGCCAGUCAGAGGGGAGAGAACUCCAUUAUUAGAGCCAGUCAGAGGGGAGAGAACUACAGUAUUAGAGCCAGUCAGAGGGGAGAGAACUACAUUAUUAGAGCCAGUCAGAGGGGAGAGAACUACAGUAUUAGAGCCAGUCAGAAGGGAUAGAUCUACUGAGAGUCAGUAGACAUGAACACACAGGAGUAGGAAGAGUCUGUCAGCUGUCACUACGAUGUUCUGUGUGUUUGUGUCUCUGCUGCCAUGUUGGAUCCUGACCUGGGUUCUGUUACUGCAGUUAAUUAGAAAACACCUCUGUGAUUUGAUAGAGGCCACAUGGACAGAACAUAUCCUCUUGUGGUCCCGUGUUGCUCUGUUGGUAGAGCAUGGAGCUUGCAAUGGCAGGGUUGUGGGUUCGAUUCCCACGAGAGACCAGUAAGAUUUUUUUUUAAAGAAAACGUAGGCACUCAUUACUGUAAGAGCGUCUGCUAAAUGACAAACUAUUUAUUUCUUUAUUUAAUGGACGUGAACAGAGUUCUGUAGUGAGAAUGGAGCAGUGGAGGAGAGGAGGGUUCAGUGUUAGGUUACAAGGUUCAUUUAGAGGGAGAAAUUCCAUUUGUUACUUCCUGUAUUUAAUUAGUUGAAAUGGAAUUGACCCCGACCCUGGGGCUAGAGUUCAUUAAGGGGCUAGAGUUCAUUAAGGGGCUAGAGUUCAUUAAGGGGCUAGAGUUCAUUAAGGGGCUAGAGUUUAUUUAGGUGGUAGUGUUCAUUUAGGGCAGGGUUUCCCAAACUCGUUCCUAGGGACCUCAAGGGGUGCACAUUUAGUUUUUUGCCCUAAGACUACACAGCUGAUGCAAAUGAUCAAAGCUUGAUGAUUAGUUGAUUAUUUGAAUCAGUUGUAUAGUGCCAAGGCAAAAAACUAAACAAGUACCUCUUGGGGUCCCAGGGACCGAGUUUGGGAAACCCUGAUUUAGGGGGUAGUGUUGGGUGACUGCUGCCCAUGUGUGUGUCCCUGUGAUGUCUGAAACUGCCCUGUUUAACUGUAGUUCUGGGCCCCUGGCUGCCUGUCUGUCUGCCUGUCUGCCUGUCUGUCUGUCUGCCUGUCUGUCUGUGAACGCACUCAGGGGCCAAGCAGCAGCCAGGGGACAUGGAGCCACCUUGGCUACUACUGGAACACUAAACUCAUUAUUAGAGCCAAUCAGUGGGGAGAGAACUCGAUUAUUAGAGCCAGUCAGAGGGGAGAGAACUACAUUAUUAGAGCCUGUCACAGGGGAGAGAACUCGAUUAUUAGAGCCUGUCAGAGGGGAGAGAACUCCAUUAUUAGAGCCAGUCAGAGGGGAGAGACCUACAUUAUUAGAGCCUGUCACAGGGGAGAGAACUCCAUUAUUAGAGCCUGUCACAGGGGAGAGAACUCGAUCAUUAGAGCCAGUCAGAGGGGAGAGAACUCGAUUAUUAGAGCCUGUCACAGGGGAGAGAACUCGAUUAUUAGAGCCUGUCACAGGGGAGAGAACUCGAUUAUUAGAGCCAGUCAGAGGGGAGAGAAAUCGAUUAUUAGAGCCUGUCACAGGGGAGAGAAUUCUAUUAUUAGAGCCUGUCAGAGGGGAGAGAACUCGAUUAUUAGAGCCUGUCAGAGGGGAGAGAACUCCAUUAUUAGAGCCUGUCAGAGGGGAGAGAACUCGAUUAUUAGAGCCAGUCAGAGGGGAGAGAACUCGAUUAUUAGAGCCUGUCACAGGGGAGAGAACUCGAUUAUUAGAGCCUGUCAGAGGGGAGAGAACUCCAUUAUUAGAGCCGGUAGACAUGAACACACAGAAGCAGGAAGAGUAUGUCAGCUGUCACUAUGAUGCUCUGUGUGUUUGUGUCUCUGCUGCCAUGUUGGAUCCUGACCAGGGUUCUGUUACUGCAGUUAAUUAGAAAACACCUCUGUGAUUUGAUAGUGGCCACAUGGACAGAACAGAUCCUCUUAUGGAUGGGAACCGAGUUCUGUAGUGCUGUUCUCUUGCCUGGAACAGAGAUGUGAAAUUCUUGAAUUUCAGACAAUCAGAAAUAUUAGGUUACUUCUUGCCUCUGAAUCAAAUCCUUAGAAUUGAGAGAUGGCUUUCACUCCCUGAUUCACACAUCCUACCAGUGGUGAAGAGAAUCCCACCAUGUCUGUACUGGAUUCUGUCCUUAGAGCCUCAAUACAUUUUCUCUGGCAGAUACUGUACAUGCCCAUCACAUCUAUUUGAGAAACACACACACACACACACACAAGGAUGAUUACACGCUACUAUACUACUAAGAGUUAUGGAGAUGGCUGCAGAUCAAUAGAACAACUAACCACUUCUCAUUCUAAACUAGAGCAUUUCCAGUGUAAGGUAUUUAUAUACAUCGCUGUAACACAUGGACAGGAAAGUUGUAUUCUAUUAUUUUUAUUUCUCACUACAGAUACUCAGAUUUUUCCCAUUGUUCGUUAUUUAUGUGUUCAUUUAAAGGAUACAUUUGUAAGUUUUGGCACGACUUUCCAUUGAUUUCCAUUGAUGUGGUCCUCUGUAGCUCAAUUGGUAGAGCAUGGCGCUUGUAACGCCAGGGUAGUGGGUUCGAUCCCCGGGACCACCCAUAUGUAAAAAUGUAUGCGCACAUGACUGUAAGUCGCUUUGGAUAAAAGCGUCUGCUAAAUGGCAUAUUAUUAUUUCAAUGGAACACUUCCGCAUUCAAACCAUCACGACCACAGCAUGAAUUAGGUCCAUUCCUCUGCUGUGGCCAACAUUUUUACAUUUACAUUUUUAGUCAUUUAGCAGACGCUCUUAUCCAGAGUGACUUACAAUUAGUGAGUGCAUACAUUUUUCAUACUGGCCCCCCUUGGGAAUCGAACCCACAACCCUGGCGUUGCAAGCGCCAUGCUCUACCAACUGAGCUACAGGAGGCCCCUGUAUAACUGCUGUAUAAUUAGGAUCAAUGCCACAAUCAAGGUGUCUAAGAGUUAUCUCGCAUUAAUGUAAUCAUCCUGCUUCUAACUGUCGAUAAUGUCUUGUGCAAAUGGAUUGUUUUAUAAAUGGUGAUUGGAUUUAAUUGAUGACAGAGACAAAACACCUUUGCUAACAAUGACCAUCAGGGCUGUAUGUACAUUUGGGGUGUAUGUACAUUUGAUUAGAAUCCAAUGUCCGUUGGUAACCUCAUAUUAUAUUUCCUAGCAUUUUGUUCCAUGUUACUGUUGGGGAGCAGCUCUCUCCUUUUAUCUCUCUCUCGCUCUCACGCUCUCUCUCUCUCUCUCUCUCUCUCAAUUUCAAUUAUCUUCAAUUCAAAGGGCUUUAUUGGCAUGGAAAACAUGUUUGAGACAUGUCUCUCUCUCCCUCUCUCUCUCGUUGUGUUAUCUGUGUAAUCAGUGUUUCUGUCUGUCACGUCCCUCUCUGCUCCAGUGACACAGCACGAGUGCUCCUGCUCCACACAUCUAAAAAUGGCUCCGGAUAGAAACAGAGGUUGUUUACUAAAAAGCACUCUGUCCUGGGAAGUCUGCAGCAAAAAUACUUCAAAGACAAAAAUCACAGCCUCUGUGGCUGAGGUGUUUUUUCUCUUCAUCUUCAAGGUUGUCUAAGAGAAGAAAUCAAGCCUGGGUGCUUUUACAGUAAUGUGGUGUCUUUCAUUAGCUGCAUGUCCCCAGAUACCUCAGCCCAACUCCUCUCCAAGUGUCAUCAUCCUCCGAAAAUCUCUUCUCUCUGGACUUGAGAGAGUGAUACACACUGAAGAAACACUCACCUAAGAGAGGUGGAGAAUGUCAGGAAAGACACACUUGACAAAACUGAAACAGCAAGACCACAUCAGAGAAUAGAGAUUCUCACCAUUGUAUUAUGCUAUUGCAACGCCCUCUGAUGAAGCCGAUUUGUCUCCAACAUUAUGCUGAGUAGAUGGCAUUUCACUCUUAUUCUCCUAUCAUUCCUUGCUUCAGAGUUGAAUCACACAGCUCUUCAAAAGGGCUCUGUUAGUUUAAGACUAAAUGCUGAUCUCAUUCAAGCUACUGUAUCAUAAUGAAAGCUAAUCAAGCUAGUCAGGCAGUUAGUCUGUGCACAUACAGGAAUCAGCUGGACUGCAUGACAAUGCCGUUUUGAUUUGUGCUCAUUGCUCAUGUCAACAUCAUUAUGCUAUCGGAGUUCAUACCUGCAUAAUUUGUCUGGUUUGGAGUGAAGAAAUAUGUGUGGAUGAUUCAUUCAGCUCAGAGGUCAAACAAAUAUAGAAGCAGAGUGAUGUUGGAUUUUUGUUAGGAUGAAGAUAAUCUCUGACAUGCCUAAAAAAAACAUCAAGUUACUCGUCUCUGCUGGCAGUAAAUGUGAAUUAAAGGCUCUGUGAAGAAAAAUAUGUUUACCUCUUUGAACACAGCAAGUUUAGUUUCAUCAACUGUCUUGAAAGAAGCUGGAUACAAAUGUUUAUUUCAAAAGAUAAAAGCUAUAAGAGGAGUUGAGCCUAAUGUGUACUUUAUCAGCCAAGUUGUUGCAGCUGGAGUCUGUUGAUGCUACUGUAGCCUGGCUUCCAACCCUAGUGGAGGAGUGAACUAAUGUAGCAGUAGGGACUUUAGUUUGAUGAGGAAGAUGGGGGACACCCUCUGAAAACCCCUCGAGGCUUGAACACAUCAAAAAGACUGGUCAACAGUCUGGGUCUUUAGUUUGCUGAGGAAGAGGGAUGGGUAGACCCUUGAUGAGGGAGAGAGAUGGGGAGACCUUUGAUGAGGGAGAGAUAUGGUGGAGACCCUUGAUGAGGGAGAGAGAUGGGGAGACCCUUGAUGAGGGAGAGAGAUGGGGGAGACCCUUGAUGAGGGAGAGAGAUGGAGACCCUUUCCCCUCUGAAAGCUUCUUGGCAGGAUCAGGCUGAGGGAUUCCCUGGUGCAGAGAGAUAUGUGUCCUCAGGCUGCUACUAUCAGCUACUUCUGUCUGAACUCUCCUUUCAUUGGCCCUCAUCCUAAAUGAACAGAUCUGUUCUCUACACCCCACUCUGAGCGUUCCCUCCCAGCUCCACUGCUAAUGAGAAAUGCCCUAAGAUUUCUAUAUCAUUAAGAGAUGAAAGGAGGGAAGAGAAGGUCACUCAUGCAUUAUUCAACUGUGGGUGUGUGUGUGUGUGGUUUGUGUGGUGUGUGUGUGUGUGGUGUGUGUGUGUGCAUACACCUUUGGGUGGAUCUAAUGUGUAUAUCGUUACUGUUGUCUCCAAAGCUCCCAAGUUAUGAAAUACAGAAACGUGAUUUAGUUGAUUGAAUCCAGGCUCCCCACGUUGCUGAUCUACAUUUUACAUGUACAUUUUAGGCAUUUAGCAGCCACUCUUAUCCAGAGUGACUUUCAGUUAGUGAGUGCAUACAUUUUCAUACUGGCCCCCCGUGGGAAACGAACCCACAACCCUGGCGUUGCAAGCGCCAUGCUCUACCAACUGAGCUACACGGGACUGAGUUGUGUUGUCUGAGUUGGCUUCAGUUGGAGGGAAUCUCUGCUGACACACAAACAGCAGACAAGCAGAAACACACAGAUCUGUAUCCACUAGAUAAAGGUUAAACAGACAUCCUUCCACUCCAACAAAGCUAUUUCACCAUGCAUGCAUUUUAUUCUGCCUGGUGAGUGUUUUUCAUGCAUUUACAUUUUUUUGUAAUUUAGCAGACGCUCUUAUCCAGAGCGACUUACAGUUAGUGAGUGCAUACAUUUUCAUACUGUAUGCAUAAGGAUGGACUGGCAUCACUACUCUGAAGAUUGUAUUUUAAUGAAAAUGACCGCCUCUUCCUCCUCCUAUAUUGUGAUUCAUGCUGUGAGUCUAAGGACCCAACCCAUAUUCAAAGGAAAUCACAGACAUCUAAUGUCAUGGUUGUUUUUCCUUUUGAUAUACAGACAGUGGAAAUUAAUUAGAUACUACACCAUUUCAACCACCAAUGUUCUGUUCAGCAAGGACAAAUGUAUAGGCCAUUUUCAUAAUUAUAGGUUGAUAUAACUCCUAAUUAUUUGUUACCAGGCAUUUCACAUUUCUGACAAACUGUCAUUAGAUCAGAUUUUCUUUGUGGAUGGUCCAGAUUUCCAUAGAGAAUGCCUGCAAUUAGUUAGACCAGGGAUGGCCAACUUUGAUGGGGGUGGGGGCCACAAAAGAACUGAACUCAUCAUGAGGAGCCGCAGUGGCUCGUGGUUCUGCGUUCCCACAUCCCUCAUCUAACUCAUUUCAUGCAAUUCUACAAAUUUUGCCAUGGGUCAGAGAGAAAUAUUAGCAGUUUUACAGCGAAUUUCCAGCAUUUCUACACAUUUUUGCAAUAGGGUGGAGGCAAAUGUUUGCUGUUCUUAAUAUGAUAACUGAUGAUCAAUGGGCCCCACCCCGGCCGCUAGACUAAUUUACCAGUCCCAUUUUUUGGGGCUGACAUGGGCUAAUUGAGUGACUGCUGAUACAGAACCAAAUUUCGAAAUUGCACCUUGUGUAUUCUAUUAUUGUAACUCUCAACGCUUUCUUGCUUACUACAUGAUUCCAUAUGUGUUGUUUAAUAGUUUUGAUGUCUUCACUAUUAUUCUACAAUGUAGAAAAUAGUAAAAAUAAAGAAAAACCCUGGGAUCAGUCAGUGUCCAAACUUUUGAGGGGUACUGUGUGUGUAUAUAUACAGUGCAUUCAGAAGGUAUUCAGACCCACUAACUUUUUCCACAAUUUGUUACGAUACAGCCUUAUUCUAAAAUUGAUUAAAUUAAAAAUAUUCCUCAUCAAUCUACACACAAUACCCCAUAAUUACAAAGCGAAAACAGGUUUUUAAAAAUGUUUGCAAAUGUAUUAAAAAUGAAAAACAUAAGUAUUCAGACCCUUUGCUAUGAGACUCGAAAUUAAGCUCAGAUACAUCCUGUUUCCUUUGAUCAUCCUUGAGAUGUUUCUACAACUAAGUUUUGGAGUCCAGCUGUGGUAAAAUCAAUUAAUUGGACAUGAUUCGGAAAGGCACACACCUGUCUAUAUAAGGUCCCACAGUUGACAGUGCCUGUCAGAGCAAAAACCAAGCCAUGAGGUCGAAGGAAUUAUCCGUAGAGCUCCGAGUCAGGAUUGUGUCGAGGCACAGAUCUUGGGAAGGGUACCAAAAAAUGUCUGCAGCAUUGAAGGUCCCCAAGAACACAGUGGCCUCCAGCAUUCUUAAAUGGAAGAAGUUUGGAACCACCAAGACUCUUCCUAGAGCUGUUAAUCGGGGGAGUAGGGCCUUGGUCAGGGAGGUGACCAAGAACCCGAUGGUCACGCUGACAGAGCUCCAGAAUUCCUCUGUGGAGAUGGGAUAACCUUUCAGAAGGACAACAAUCUCUGCAGCACUCCACCAAUCAGGCCUUUAUGGUAGAGUGGCCAGAUGGAAGCCACUCUUCAGUAAAAGGCACAUCACAGCCCGCUUGGAGUUUGCCGAAAGGCACCUAAAGAACUUUGACCAUGAGAAACAAGAUUCUCUGGUCUGAUGAAAGCAAGAUUGAACUCUUUUGCCUGAAUGCCAAGCGUCACGUCUGGAGGAAACCUGGCACCAUCCCUAUGGUGAAGCAUGGUGAUGGCAGCAUCAUGCUGUGGGUAUGUUUUUCAGUGGCAGGGACUGGGAGAUUAGUCAGAAUCGAUGGUGAAGAUGAACAGAGCCAAGUACAGAGAGAUCCUUGAUGAAAACCUGCUCCAGAGCGCUCAGGACCUCAGACUGGGGCGAAGGCUCACCUUCCAACAGGACAACGACCCUAAGCACACAGCCAAGACAACGCAGGAGUGGCUUCAGGACAAGUCUCUGAAUGUCCUUGAGUGGCCCAACCAGAGCCUGGACUUGAACCUGAUCAAACAUCUGAGAGACCUGAAAAUAGCUGUGCAGCGACGCUCCCCAUCCAACCUGACAGAGCUUGAGAGGAUCUGCAGAGAAGAAUGGGAGAAACUCCCCAAAUAUAGGUGUGCCAAGCUUGUAGCGUCAUACCCAAGAAGAAUCAAGGCUGUAAUCGCUGCCAAAGGUGCUUCAACAAAGUACUGAGUAAAGGGUCUGAAUACUUAUGGAAAUGUGAUAUUUCAGUUUUUUGCAAAAAUGUCUAUAAACCUGUUUUGCUUUGUCAUUAUGGGGUAUUGUGUGAAGAUUUUAUCAAUUUUAGAAUAAUGCUGUAACGUAACAAAAUGUGGAAAAAGUCAAGGGGUCUGAGUACUUUCUGAGUGCGCUGUAUGUAUAUAUAAUUUAUUUGUAUUUAUUAGUAUUAUUUUGAAUUGGUCCACGGGCCUACAAAAGGGGCCACCAGUUGCCCAUCUCUGAGUUAGACCAUACUCUUUUUCUCUCUCUCUCUCUCUCUCUCUCCAUUCUCCCAUUCUUUCCAUCAGUUAAUCCUGAGUGCAGCCUACCUUCCCUGUCCUGGGGGUGUGUGACCAUGAUAGUGUUACAUAAGGCUUUUCUUUGUAAAAAGGCUGUAAUUGGCCUGUUAGCUGUUAAGACCUUGUCUGUUGUAAACUAAAUGUCCCUGAGCUUCUCAUUGCCUGCUGGGAGGCCUCCAGCCAAGGGGCCUUAAAACAGAUUCAUUUCCCAUCAGCACCCUGGGGGACCGUUUAUUGCAGCUUAAAAGCCCUUUACUGCAGCUCAACGGCCAGUAAGGCUGAGGUCAGGCCUGUGGCAGUGUUUCUCAUGCCAUUACUUUGGCACAUAGAUAAAAAGGGAAUGUCCACCGUUUUGCCAGACUUGAUAUUUUAAUAAAGCUUUGGUGAUUUAAGAUUUAUUUCAAAGAGUUCUCACGAGCCAAACCCUUUUUUCGAUAGUCUUGACCUUUUGGCAAAUGCAUUGGGUAUGACAAAAAAAAACUGCCUUCAUUGAGAGGAAGGGAGGCUAUGCUUGGUUUUUAAUCAAAUUAAACGAAAUGGGAAAAAACUGUUUGUUUCUAACUGCAAGGUUUACGGGCACAAUAAGCACAUAUCUCUUGUUCCAUGUGCAUAUGGGCACUUUGCGUCACGGCUGAAUAGGCUGCACUUCCGCUGUCAAAAUCCAUGCCAUAACCAACCGUGUUUGCACUAAGACCAGCUUUUGAUUGGUCUUAAAUAUCCCCAUGAGCGCAUACUGAAAUUGGCACUUUGGCGCACAUUUUUAAGGACACACCUCAGAUAUUGCCACCCCUCCCACCUCAGCGUAAGUGAGCUCAUAUAAGACCAGUAAAUUACCAAUACAUGCGCGAGGGUUUGAAAGUAGAAGAGCGCCGGCUUUAACAGGUCGAAAUUGCAAACAAGCGUGCAUGCUUAACGCCAGCCGGAAAUAGAGCCAUAGGUAUAGUAACCCAAUUUUGUUACAAUUUAAUCACCAUUGAUUUUUUUCUGCCUCGUUUGACCUUGGAUUGAACACAGUGAAAUGUUCAAUAGAGCUUACACAUUGAAUCAAUCCCUGCCAAACGUUAGGCAUUGAAUCAUUAAAAACAAGAGAAAAAUGGUAUAACACGUGUUCAAUCUCAAACACGUGUUCAAUCUCAGACCAUGGUGCUUGCCUACGGAGCUGUGAGGGGAACGGCACCUCCGUACCUUCAGGCUCUGAUCAGUCCCUACACCCAAACGAGGGCAUUGCGUUCAUCCACCUCUGGCCUGCUGGCUCCCCUACCUCUGCUGAAGCACAGUUCCCGCUCAGCCCAGUCAAAACUGUUCGCUGCUCUGGCACCCCAAUGGUGGAACAAGCUCCCUCACGACGCCAGGACAGCGGAGUCACUCACCACCUUCCGGAGACAUUUGAAACCCCACCUCUUUAAGGAACACCUGGGAUAGGAUAAGUAAUCCUUCUACCCCACCCCACCCCCCCAAAAAAAAUAAAUAAUAAUUGUAAAGUGGUUAUCCCACUGGCUAUAAGGUGAAUGCACCAAUUUGUAAGUCGCUCUGGAUAAGAGCGUCUGCUAAAUGACGUAAAUGUAAAAUGUAAAUGUGUUCGAUCUCAGACACGUGUUCAAUCUCAGACACAUUUAGCCCUUCUCGUGAUGACAGAUGUAUAUUUUCACUGGCUGAAAUGUAUUCUGGUUGGGCCAGCGAGCGAGCGUGUGUGUGUGUGUGGUGUGUGUGUGUGUGCUCGUACAAGCGUGUGUGUGUGUGCGUACAAGCGUGUGUGUGUGCGUACAAGCGCGUGUGUGUGCGUACAAGCGCGUGUGUGUGCGUACAAGCGCGUGUGUGUGCGUACAAGCGCGUGUGUGUGCGUACAAGCAUGUGUGUGUGUGCAUAUAAGCGUGUGUGUGCGCGUACGUGCGUGUGUGUGUGUGUGUGUGAGCGAGUGUGCGUGCUUGCGUGUUGAUCUUUCCACUGCUGUUUGCUAUUCAGGCACACUCCCUCUGCUCUGUGUGGAUGUGAUUGAGUGGAAGGGAGCUGAGGGGUGCCAUGCCAGAGCUCUGCCCUCAAGGUCACUCUAAGAAGCCUUAAAUCCCAGGAGGCCAGCGCCCAGGCAGGCAGGGAUGGAUGGAUAGAUGGAGGGAACUAGUGAGAGGCACUGUGGAUAUUUCCUCCACGACAUCUUAUCAUUACAGGGCAUGAGGGUAACCUUGACCUUGACCAGCACUUUAACUCUCUGUCAAAGCCUUCAGCCCUUAGAUAACUAUGAACCUAAUAAGAUCAGAACUCCUAAGACAACCAAGACUUCCUGUAAUGAGCUGAACAGUAUGGAUGCAUCGGGAUCUUUUGAGAGACAGUGGCCCUGUGGAUGUAUCAUGACCCUUUGAGAGACAUUGGCCCUGUGGAUGCAUUGGGAUCCUUUGAGAGACAUUGGCCCUGUGGAUGUAUCAUGGCCCUUUGAGAGACAGUGGCCCUGUGGAUGUAUCAUGGCCCUUUGAGAGACAGUGGCCCUGUGGAUGUAUCAUGGCCCUUUGAGAGACAGUGGCCCUGUGGAUGUAUCAUGGCCCUUUGAGAGACAGUGGCCCUGUGGAUGUAUCAUGACCCUUCGAGAGACAGUGGCCCUGUGGAUGUAUCAUGGCCCUUUGAGAGACAGUGGCCCUGUGGAUGUAUCAUGGCCCUUUGAGAGACAGUGGCCCUGUGGAUGUAUCAUGACCCUUCGAGAGACAGUGGCCCUGUGGAUGUAUCAUGGCCCUUUGAGAGACAGUGGCCCUGUGGAUGUAUCAUGGCCCUUUGAGAGACAGUGGCCCUGUGGAUGUAUCAUGACCCUUCGAGAGACAGUGGCCCUGUGGAUGUAUCAUGGCCCUUUGAGAGACAGUGGCCCUGUGGAUGUAUCAUGACCCUUUGAGUCAGUGGCCCUGUGGAUGUAUCAUGUCCCUUUGAGUCAGUGGCCCUGUGGAUGUAUCAUGACCCUUUGAGUCAGUGGCCCUGUGGAUGUAUCAUGUCCCUUUCGGAAACUGAGACUAUUUUAAGCUGAACAUUGGUGUCACUGUCUCUAAACUGACUCAGGUUGUUCUGUCUUCUUGCUGGCAUUUGUGCCCCGUUUGUUUUGACUGGUCAGUGAGACUUUACUUUACUGACUUUAUUGUCCCCAUGGGGAAAUGUUGUUACAGUAUCAUGUACACGUUUAAAGUGGCGUUUAAAUACAGUAGAAAACAUUGACAAUACAAAAUUCAUAAGUUACAUACCAAUAAAAAGAGACUAGCCUGCUGGCUUACUGGGUCGAUAGGAACAUUAGCCCGAGCUGUUUAGGAGGGAUAUCACACCUGGCACAAAUGAUUGUCUAGUUCUGUUUUUCCUGCCGGGGGGUGCCCUAUACCUGCUCCCAGAGGGGAGUAGUUUAAAGUCCGGGUACAGAGGGUGGCUUGGGUCUAAAAGGAUUUUGUGAGCCUUGCUGAGGGCUCUGACCUUAAAGAUCUCAUCCAGGCCUGCCUGUUUCUCUGGCUGACAGUGGCUUUGCCAAACCAACAAACAAUACAAAAAGUUAAAAUACUGUCAAUUAAAGAUUUGUAAAACAGAGUCUGUAUAGUACAGUCAACAUUAAAAGAUCCCAGCUUUCUGAGAAAGUACACUCUGCUGACUCUUUUUGUAGAUCAGGUCUGUACAUUUACUCCACUGAAGCUUAUUAUCCAAGAGGACACCCAGAUAUUUGUAUUCCUCUACAAUCUCUAUGUUCUGACCUCUGAUGGAUGUUGCAGAGGUAGGUGUUAUUCGCUUCCUGAAGUCUAUGCAUAUCUCUUUGGUCUUGUUGGUAUUGAGGACCAAGUGUGAUUCAUCACACCACUCUACAAAGUAAUUUAGGACCAGACUAGUUAGUUUGACUGGUCAGUGAGACUAGAUAGUUUAUGACUGGUCAAUGAGACUAGUUAGUUUAUGACUGGUCAGUGAUAUGGGUUAAUUUGUUUUAUCUGGUCAGUGGGACUAGUUAAUUUAUGACUGGUCAGUGAGACUAGUUAAUUUAUGACUGUUCAGUGAGACUAAUUAGUUUAUGACUUGUCAGUGAGACUGUUUACACAACUCCUGUUUGACCUUCUAUAAAACACAUCCAACCCCCUUCUGCAGUUAGAGCUCUUUCAGUUGUUGUUUCGGUGGAUCCACCAAGGAGGGUAUAAUUGGUUAACAAGCCUCUGCGCCUCAUCUCUACCUGCCUGUUUGUUCAGAGACACCAUGAUGACUGCUGUAAAACAACCAUCCCCUCUCCCCUCUGUCAUAUAAGAGUUACAGCACCUUGACACUCUGUGGAACCGCUAAUGGGUGUGUAAUUGGUUAAUGAGUGUGUAGUUGGUUAACAAGCCUCUGAGGAUCUUGUGAGAGACAUUUACAUUGGAACAACAGAGUAAGGUUUUAGCAGCCUUUGCCAUGGCAACCCAGAGAUGGGAGUGUAAUGACAGUAUCAGGGAUGCAGGGACAGAGGUAACAUCAUUAGUCCUUUAUUAUACCAGACCCUCAGCUGCCUCGGAACAAUCAGCCCGCUGCUCAAGUCAUUAGACAGGGCAUUCAGGGCACGAGCGUGUGCGCACACACACACACACACACACACACACACAAACACACACACACACACACACACACACACAAACACACACACACACACACACACACACACACACACACACACACACCGCAUCAGUGUUAGCAGAUGACAGUGACCUUUGAGGUGUGUGAAGUGUUGUUCUCAUCAUCACCAACUGUUUGUUUUGGCAUCAUGAGGCAGGAGAGCAGUUCAGUCUCACAGCCAGCCGACACACUUUACCGUCCGUCAGAGGGACGGUACAGAAAGGAGAGAAAGAAAGCCCAUUUAGAGUUGUGAAAUGGUUUAGUUGGGAGGAAUAGGCUGGGGUUGAAUGUGUGAUCUGUUCUUGUUUACUUGGAGCCUUUUACUAUAGGGAUCUGAAUGUGUUACACUUGGCAGAAAACCAGACUGCUUGCCCUGGGGUUGUGUCUGAAUUUAUGUGUGUGUCUGUAAUAGUAGGCCAGAGAUUUUUUUAAACUUUUGAAUGCCCAACUGCUUUAGAAAUGGCCUUUUGCUUAGUACCAUAGCUAGUAAUCUGCUUUUCAUGAGCUUUAUUCCCUUAAAUUGACCGUGACAGAGAAACAUAAACUAGCCCUGCUCUUUUACUGGAGUUUUAUUGGCUAGAUUCUAUCUGAGGAGUGUCAGGAGGCCCUCUCUUAGUAGAGGUCAGAGGUCAGAGGAAGUUCAGCCAAGAGGGGAAUUAAUGGUAGAAGGCUCAUGGGAGCCAUGCCUAGGCAGAAGGCUGUGUUACUGGACAGAUGGCCUCUCCUCCCUCCACUCUGAAUACAAUGUAAAAGGCUGUGUUACUGGACAGAUGGCCUCUCCUCCCUCCACUCUGAAUACAAUGUAAAAGGCUGUGUUACUGGACAGAUGGCCUCUCCUCCCUCCACUCACAAAUAGGAAUUAUUCCUCUCUGCUAUUGCCAGACAUGAAUUAAAACAAAAAUUCAUUUUUUUUUCUUACAGGGUUAUAGAAGCUAUUAAAUAGGAAAUGUGAGGGAAUCGAACAAAGCAGCCAAAAGUGAUUUGAGACAAUAUCUGAUUGUACCGUAUUCUGAUCUCUCUCUCUCUCUCUCUCUCUCUCUCUCUCUCUCUCUCUCUCUCUCUCUCUCUCUCUGUCUCUCGCUCUGUCUCUCUCUCUGUCUCCCUCUUUGCAGAAGGGAUUCGUAACAUGUCAAUGGACUCCAGCCCCAUGCCGAUGCCCAUGUCAGACCCCAACGCCUGGGCCACAGCCAUGAACAACCUUGGCAUGGCUCCCAUGAGCAUGACGGGACAGCCCCUUAUGUCAGGUAUGGGUCAUUUAAUCCUAACCGUACUGUAGUUAUAACCCUAACCAUACCUCUACUGUAGUUAUAACCGUACCUCUACUGUAGUUAUAACCCUAACCCUACCUCUACUGUAGUUAUAACCAUACCUCUACUGUAGUUAUAACCCUAACCAUACCUCUACUGUAGUUAUAACCAUACCUCUACUGUAGUUAUAACCGUACCUCUACUGUAGUUAUAACCCUAACCAUACCUCUACUGUAGUUAUAACGUACCUCUACUGUAGUUAUAACCCUAACCCUACCUCUACUGUAGUUAUAACCCUAACCAUACCUCUACUGUAGUUAUAACAUACUCUACUGUGUUAUAACCUAACCAUACCUCUACUGUAGUUAUAACCAUCAACUAUACCUACUACUGUAGUUAUAACCCUAACCAUACCUCACUGUAGUUAUAACCCUAACCCUGCCUCUACUGUAGUUAUAACCAUACCUCUACUGUAGUUAUAACAUACCUCUACUGUAGUUAUAACAUACCUCUACUGUAGUUAUAACAUACCUCUACUGUAGUUAUAACCCUACCUCUACUGUAGUUAUAACCCAACUACCUCUACUGUAGUUAUAACCUAACCAUACCUCUACUGUGUUAUAACUAACUACCCUACUGUAGCAUAACAUACCUACUUACUGUAGUUAUAACCCUAACCAUCCCUACUGUAGUUAAACCCUAACAUACCUCUACUGUAGUAUAACCAUACCUCUACUGUAGUUAUAACCCUAACCAUACCUCUACUGUAGUUAUAACCCUAACCAUACCUCUACUGUAGUUAUAACCCUAACCAUACCUCUACUGUAGUUAUAACCCUACCUCUACUGUAGUUAUAACCCUACCUCUACUGUAGUUAUAACCCUAACCAUACCUCUACUGUAGUUAUAACCCUAACCGUACCGCUACUGUAGUUAUAACCCUAACCAUACCUCUACUGUAGUUAUAACCCUAACCAUACCUCUACUGUAGUUAUAACAUACCUCUACUGUAGUUAUAACCCUAACCAUACCUCUACUGUAGUUAUAACCCUAACCAUACCUCUACUGUAGUUAUAACCCUAACCAUACCUCUACUGUAGUUAUAACAUACCUCUACUGUAGUUAUAACCAUAACCAUACCUCUACUGUAGUUAUAACCAUAACAUACCUCUACUGUAGUUAUAAACCCUAACCAUACCUCUACUGUAGUUAUAACCAUACCCUCUACUGUAGUUAUAACCCUAACCAUACCUCUACUGUAGUUUAAACCGUACCUCUACUGUAGUUAUAACCCUAACCAUACCUCUACUGUAGUUAUAACCCUAACCAUACCUCUACUGUAGUUAUAACCGUACCGCUACUGUAGUUAUAACCCUAACCAUACCUCUACUGUAGUUAUAACAUACCUCUACUGUAGUUAUAACCCUAACCAUACCUCUACUGUAGUUAUAACGUACCUCUACUGUAGUUUAUAAACCCUAACCCUACCUCUACUGUAGUUAUAACCCUAACAUACCUCUACUGUAGUUAUAACAUACCUCUACUGUAGUUAUAACCCUAACCAUACCUCUACUGUAGUUAUAACCCUAACCAUACCUCUACUGUAGUUAUUACCAUACCUCUACUGUAGUUAUAACCCUAACCCUACCUCUACUGUAGUUAUAACCCUAACCAUACCUCUACUGUAGUUAUAACCCUAACCAUACCUCUACUGUAGUUAUAACCCUAACCAUACCUCUACUGUAGUUAUAACCCUAACCAUACCUCUACUGUAGUUAUAACCCUACCUCUACUGUAGUUAUAACCCUAACCAUACCUCUACUGUAGUUAUAACCCUAACCCUACCUCUACUGUAGUUAUAACCCUAACCAUACCUUGACUGUAGUUAUAACCCUACCUCUACUGUAGUUAUAACCCUAACCAUACCUCUACUGUAGUUAUAACCCUACCCCUACCUCUACUGUAGUUUAUACCCUAACCAUACCUCUACUGUAGUUAUAACCCUAACCAUACCUCUACUGUAGUUAUAACCAUACCUCUACUGUAGUUAUAACCCUAACCAUACCUCUACUGUAGUUAUAACCCUAACCCUACUCUCUACUGUAGUUAUAACCCUAACCAUACCUCUACUGUAGUUAUAACCCUAACCAUACCUCUACUGUAGUUAUAACCCUAACCAUACCUCUACUGUAGUUAUAACCCUAACCAUACCUCUACUGUAGUUAUAACCCUAACCAUACCUCUACUGUAGUUAUAACCCUACCUCUACUGUAGUUAUAACCCUAACCAUACCUCUACUGUAGUUAUAACCCUAACCAUACCUCUACUGUAGUUAUAACCAUACCUCUACUGUAGUUAUAACCCUACCUCUACUGUAGUUAUAACCCUACCUCUACUGUAGUUAUAACCCUACCUCUACUGUAGUUAUAACCCUACCCUACUACUGUAGUUAUAACCCCCUAACCAUACCUCACUGUAGUUAUAACCAUACCUCUACUGUAGUUAUAACCCUACCUACUCUGUAGUUAUAACCCUACCUCUACUGUAGUUAUAACCCUACCUCUACUGUAGUUAUAACCCUACCUCUACUGUAGUUAUAACCCUGCCUCUACUGUAGUUAUAACCCUAACCAUACCUCUACUGUAGUUUAUAAACAUACCUCUACUGUAGUUAUAAACCGUACCUCUACUGUAGUUAUAAACCCUAACCAUACCUCUACUGUAGUUAAAAACCAUACCUCUAACUGUAGUUAUAACCCUAACCCUACUCUACUGUAGUUAUAACCCUAACCCUACCUCUACUGUAGUUAUAACCCUAACCAUACAUCUACUGUAGUUAUAACCGUACCUCUACUGUAGUUAUAACCGUACCUCUACUGUAGUUAUAACCCUAACCGUACCUCUACUGUAGUUAUAACCCUAACCAUACCUCUACUGUAGUUAUAACCCUAACCAUACCUCUACUGUAGUUAUAACCCUAACCAUACCUCUACUGUAGUUAUAACCCUAACCAUACCUCUACUGUAGUUAUAACCCUAACCAUACCUCUACUGUAGUUAUAACCAUACCUCUACUGUAGUUAUAACCCUAACCAUACCUCUACUGUAGUUAUAACCCUAACCAUACCUCUACUGUAGUUAUAACCCUAACCGUACCUCUACUGUAGUUAUAACCCUAACCCUACCUCUACUGUAGUUAUAACCCUAACCCUACCUCUACUGUAGUUAUAACCCUAACCCUACCUCUACUGUAGUUAUAACCCUAACCCUACCUCUACUGUAGUUAUAACCCUAACCAUACAUCUACUGUAGUUAUAACCCUAACCGUACCUCUACUGUAGUUAUAACCCUAACCGUACUUACUGCAGUAGUGACUAGAGGGAUUGUCUGGAGUGUUUGUGUCUGUGUGGCUGCAGUACAGACUAGGGGGAGUGUCUGGAUUGUUUGUCUGUGUGACUGCAGUAGAGACUAGGAGCAGUGUCUGUGUGGCUGCAGUGGAGACUAGGGGGAGUGUCUGUAUGGCUACAGUAGAAACUAGGGGGAGUGUCUGUGUGGCUGCAGUAGAGACUAGGGGGAGUGUCUGUGUGGCUGCAGUAGAGACUAGGGGGAGUGUCUGUGUGGCUGCAGUAGAGACUAGGGGGAGUGUCUGUGUGGCUGCAGUAGAGACUAGGGGGAGUGUUUGGAGUGUUUGUGGCUGCAGUAUCCAGUGGGGGUUUCUGUCUGUGUAGCUGCAGACUGGUUGCUGGAUUCUGUGGAUCCUGCGGCUCUGCUCACAUUUGCCUACGUCGGCCAUUUUCUGUGUCUCUAUUCAAGUGAACAUGCUGCGCUGAGUCAGCCAGAUGGAGUUAUGACUCUAUUAUCAGUGUGAGGACUUGAGAUCCACACAGCUCAGUUCCAGACAGUUGACAGGAGCUUUGGGAGUAUCACCCUCUUUUGCAAAAUUCAUGCUUGUUCAUAUCUGCCAUCAACCCCAAUACUUUAUUGUUUCAUACAGAACUUGAGUUAUGCAUACAAUUUAUGAUUAAGCCCUAAGCUAACCUGUUCUGUGCAAUGUUCUCUGUCUAAAUAUUCAUGUUAAGUUCAAAAGAAUACAAGAUCAAAAUUGCUGAUAUCAUUCAAACCAAUGAGGGUUUGGAACUUUAAAGCCAAUUAUCUCAGGAUCAUAUUUUUGCAGAUAAAAGCUUAUAGUCCCAAGCUAUCGAUGUCAUCAUUUGUCACCAGAGGAAGAGGCGAUUGCGAGAGGUUUUACUCUGCCCAAAGUCUUUCCAUGAAAAUAAGGCUACGAAGUGAGGAGUGUUUGUAUAUGGAGGUCAAUGAGGGUGUUGAAUUUGGUCAAUAAAAAUGUAAUUGCUAAUUUGCUAUGUGAGGGUUAUUUGAUCGAAUGCACUAAUAUAAGUGGACGCACGUGGCAUUUUGACUACUUUGAAAAAAACUACUUUAUAUCGAAGUUGUGCCUGUUGUCAUAUAGCUAGAGGAUUCAUCAUGGAUAUAACCCAUUUAAACAUGGACAUUGCCAUUGGGGGCUUCCGCCCUUUUAAAAUCAUAUGGGUGGGGAUUCCUAUGCGUUGGGAGCAAUCAGCCAAUGAAGAAGAAGAACAUUGACUACUUUAAAAUGGAGAUGGCCUCAAUGUGGUUGCUCAUGCUGUCACAGACGCUAUAAUGGCAUAGAUACCAAAAUUAGUCGUCUAUCUCUAUGGCCUUUUGUUCACACAUGUAUCUGCCCUCUCAUUGGCUAGAAUGGUCCCACCUGAUCUCACCUCCUCCCGCCUGCCUUCCGUCAUUGAGGCCAUGUAUUUCCAUUGUUAGAGCGGUCACUCGAAUAUCUUGUCAAUAUAAUAGACAAUCUUUGUCACUCAGUCAGGUGAAAUUACAGUGGCAGAGCCAACAGAUAUGUUAUCAUGAGUCACUCAGUCAGGUGAAAUUACAGUGGCAGAGCCAACAGAUAUGUUAUCAUGAGUCACUCAGUCAGGUGAAAUUACAGUGGCAGAGCCAACAGAUAUGUUAUCAUGAGUCACUCAGUCAGGUGAACCAUAGAGACGUGUCAUUAGACCGUCCUUGGGAGAGAGGAGUGAGAGGAACCAGAGCUCCUUCUAGACCCAUAAUGUUCCAUCAAUGUUUGUUUAAUGUUUUGGAACUGAGAGUUUGAGAUGAAUGAAACGCAAUAUGGCGCUACGCUUCUAGUGUUUAUUAUUUGUUCAAUAUCAUUAGAAGCGCUGCGGGGCAUUUAUCACUUUAACAUUACGUUUUGACUCCUCCAGCUAUGAUGAUUUAUGCAGCCAUGUGUCGUUCCUCUCAUAUUUCUAGACUGUCUUCUUUCCCAAAGCCUUUUCUAAACCACCUCCUUCAGCUUGUUUAAAUCACAUUCAUAUCAACAGAGCUACAGUAUUCUAGGCCUCACUGUAAUCCACUAGGUCUCCAUAUUUUAAAUGAAGUGGGCUUGGAGGAUGCUAUUCCCCUACUGGGUUUUUCCUAUUGAAUUUCAUUUGUACAAUUUACUGAGCUGCUGCCAGACUUAGCAGACUCUCUUUGCUAGGCUGUUGUGCAAGAGAAAAUGAUGCACUUUGUUGAGCGAGUUAUAGUUGUAGAGCUGUGUUAGUGUGAUGGAGAGGUUAUAGUUGUAGAGCUGUGUUAGUGUGAUGGAGAGGUUAUAGUUGUAGAGCUGUGUUAGUGUGAUGGAGAGGUUAUAGUUGUAGAGCUGUGUUAGUGUGAUGGAGAGUUAUAGUUGUAGAGCUGUGUUAGUGUGAUGGAGAGGUUAUAGUUGUAGAGCUGUGUUAGUGUGAUGGAGAGGUUAUAGUUGUAGAGCUGUGUUAGUGUGAUGGAGAGGUUAUAGUUGUAGAGCUGUGUUAGUGUGAUGGAGAGGUUAUAGUUGUAGAGCUGUGUUAGUGUGAUGGAGAGGUUAUAGUUGUAGAGCUGUGUUAGUGUGAUGGAGAGGUUAUAGUUGUAGAGCUGUGUUAGUGUGAUGGAGAGGUUAUAGUUGUAGAGCUGUGUUAGUGUGAUGGAGAGGUUAUAGUUGUAGAGCUGUGUUAGUGUGAUGGAGAGGUUAUAGUUGUAGAGCUGUGUUAGUGUGAUGGAGAGGUUAUAGUUGUAGAGCUGUGUUAGUGUGAUGGAGAGGUUAUAGUUGUAGAGCUGUGUUAGUGUGAUGGAGAGGAAUACUGGUGUGUAUCCGUGUGUUCUGUCAUUAAGCGCCUUGAGCCAAGUAUAAGGAAGCUGCCGUUAGUGCUGCUACCUUCAUUAGAGGACUCUCUCUGCAUCUCUUAAAUACCGCAGCUGCAUUGGUAUCACACAGACACACACCAUCAUUGCCAGCGGUCAGGCUGCAGUCAGGUUGGCUGUGUAAUAGUGGGAAGGUGGUGAGGCGGCGUGUGGGACAGCUGUAGUCCUCCUCAUGAAUCACCUGGAGAAACAGAUCUUCCAUAUCUUCCCUCUCUACUCUCCCUCUCUACUCUCCCUCUCUACUCUCCUCUACUCUCCCUCUCUCCCUCUCUCUCUACUCUCCCUCUCUCUCUCCCUCUCUCUCUCUCUCUCUCUCUCUCUCUCUCUCGUUCUCUACAAAACUCACAAAGUAAAGUAGGACAAAUAAUAUUCAUCUGGCACACGCACUGUUUAAUUAUACAUGCAUACAUUUAUACAUUAUACAUUACAUCUACAUCCUGUUUUUAUUUAAAUUAAAUACAACUUUAUUAUUCUCCUCUGGGGCAGUUAAGAAUGUUAAAUUACAAAUAUCAACUUUUGAAAGUUGUCAGUCCAGAAAACAAACUAGUCUCAAUGUCACCUCUUCCAUCUGUUUAUCAGUGAAGUCAGAGGUGGCAUUCUUAUUGAAACCCAGGAGUUCCAUGGUCCAAGGGGUAACAUUAUUUGACUAUAUUUUAUUUACUUUUAAAUAAUUAGUGAUUAUUGAGGAAAAAAUGUAUGAAGAAAUUAGCUAAAGCCAAGGUUGACCACUAACGCUGUUCCUUCUAAACCAGUGAACUGAGUAGCCAGACACUAAACAUGCCCUGUACUGAACUCCAUCUAUAAUUCAGAAAGGCAGAGCUGCUGUGUUUUGCUGGGAACUUCUCAGUCUCAGUGAGAUCUGAUCCACAGUCAGUUCAGGACUUUAUUAACACACCAUGCCUUUUUCUAGGUUAAUGGUGGCCAAACAGUUGAGAGACUAGAUGGCUUUAGAGACACAAUACUGGUGGUUUCAAUUGUUGUAUGAGGAUAUUAUACAGUUGGUUACAAAGAAUGCUUUCCUGGUCUGCUGGAGGCCCACAAACAACACACACACACGCACACGCACACGCACACUUAAAGCCUUUCUUACUAGAUCAGCUUGUACCUUUGAACUAAUCCACCUGGAUUUUCCAUUGAUUCUCCAUGUGAGGGAUUGACCUUCAUCCUCUCCUCAAUAAUUUUUCCUCUGGAGCGCUCUCUCUCUUUCUCCCUCCUUCGUUCUUACAGGAGUCAAUCUAACUUCCCUUGCCAAAGAACACAGCUCUGUUACAACACGUGUGUGCCAAGAUUCACUGACUCCCAUUGAGUAGAACUGGUUUCAAGGAGCCCCUGACUCUAAGCCAAGCCGAUCAACAUCUAGACAGCUGGAUAAAUAAACAGUUCAAGUCGAGGGAAAUCUUAAAGCUACAGCAUGCAAUGACAUUCUAGAUGAUUCUGUGCUUCCAACUUUGUGGCAACAGUUUGGGGAAGGCCCUUUCCUGUUUCAGCAUGACAAUGCCCCUGAGCACAAAGCGAGGUCCACACAGAAAUGUUUUGUCGAGAUCGGUGUGGAAGAACUUGACUAGCCUGCACAGAGCCCUGACCUCAACCCCAUUGAACACCUUUGGGAUGAAUUGAAACGAUGACUGCGAGCCUGGCCUAUGCUAUUGUGCUCUUGUGGCUGAAUGGAAGCAAGUCCCCGCAGCAAUGUUCCAACAUCUAGUGGAAAGCCUUCCCAGAAGAGUGGAGGCUGUUAUAGCAGCAAAGGGGGGGACCAUAUUAAUGCCCAUGAUUUUUGAAUGAGAUGUUCGACGAGCGGGUGUCCUCAUACUGGGGCUCCCGAGUGGCGCAGGGGUCUAAGGCACUGCAUCUCAGUGCUAGAGGCUGUAUCACAAUUGGCCCAGCGUCGUCCGGGUUUGUCCGGGGUAGGCCAUCAUUGUAAAUAAGAAUUUGUUCUUAACUGACUUGCCUAGUUAAAUAAAUGUUGGAUAAAUAUAUAAAUACUUUGGAUUAUGUAGUGUAUAUACACUGAGUGUACAAAACAUUAAGGACACAUGCUCUUUCCAUGACGUAGACUGACCAGGUGAAAGCUAUGAUCCCUUAUUGAUGUCAAUUGUUAAAUCCACUUCAAUCAGUGAAAAUGAAGGGGAGGAGACAGGUUAAAUAAUGAAUUUUAAGCCUUGAGGCAAUUGAGACAUUGAUUGUGUAUGUGUGCCAUUCAGAGGGUGAAUGGGCAAGAAAAAAUAUUUGUGUCUUUGUAGGGGAAAUGGUAAUAGGUGCCAGGCGCAUCGGUUUGUGUUAAGAAUUGCAACGCUGCUGGGUCUUUCACGCUCAACAGUUUCCUGUGUAUAUCAAGAAUGGUACACCACCCAAAGGACAUCCAGCCAACUUGACACAACUGUGGAAAGCAUUGGAGUCAACAUGGGCCAGCAUCCCUGUGGAACGCUUUCGACACCUUAUAGAGUCCAUGCCCCGACAAAUUUGAGGCUGUUCUUAGUGCAAAAGAGGGGGGUGCAACUCAAUAUUAGGAAGGUGUUACUAAUGUUUUGUAUACUCUGUGUAUACCAGUGCCUUAUAUUCUUACAGUGGGGAAAAAAAAGUAUUUAGUCAGCCACCAAUUGUGCAAGUUCUCCCACUUAAAAAGAUGAGAGAGGCCUGUAAUUUUCAUCAUAGGUACACGUUAACUAUGACAGACAAAAUGAGAAAAAAAAAUCCAGAAAAUCACAUUGUAGGAUUUUUAAUGAAUUUAUUUGCAAAUUAUGGUGGAAAAUAAGUAUUUGGUCAAUAACAAAAGUUUCUCAAUACUUUGUUAUAUACCCUUUGUUGGCAAUGACACAGGUCAAACGUUUUCUGUAAGUCUUCACAAGGUUUUCACACACUGUUGCUGGUAUUUUGGCCCAUUCCUCCAUGCAGAUCUCCUCUAGAGCAGUGAUGUUUUGGGGCUGUCGCUGGGCAACACAGACUUUCAACUCCCUCCAAAGAUUUUCUAUGGGGUUGAGAUCUGGAGACUGGCUAGGCCACUCCAGGACCUUGAAAUGCUUCUUACGAAGCCACUCCUUCGUUGCCCGGGCGGUGUGUUUGGGAUCAUUGUCAUGCUGAAAGACCCAGCCAUGUUUCAUCUUCAAUGCCCUUGCUGAUGGAAGGAGGUUUUCACUCAAAAUCUCACGAUACAUGGCCCCAUUCAUUCUUUCCUUUACACGGAUCAGUCGUCCUGGUCCCUUUGCAGAAAAACAGCCCCAAAGCAUGAUGUUUCCACCCCCAUGCUUCACAGUAGGUAUGGUGUUCUUUGGAUGCAACUCAGCAUUCUUUGUCCUCCAAACACGACGAGUUGAGUUUUUACCAAAACGUUAUAUUUUGGUUUCAUCUGACCAUAUGACAUUCUCCCAAUCCUCUUCUGGAUCAUCCAAAUGCACUCUAGCAAACUUCAGACGGGCCUGGACAUGUACUGGCUUAAGCAGGGGGACACGUCUCGCACUGCAGGAUUUGAGUCCCUGGCGGCGUAGUGUGUUAUUGAUGGUAGGCUUUGUUACUUUGGUCCCAGCUCUCUGCAGGUCAUUCACUAGGUCCCCCCGUGUGGUUCUGGGAUUUUUGCUCACCGUUCUUGUGAUCAUUUUGACCCCACGUGGUGAGAUCUUGCGUGGAGCCCCAGAUCGAGGGAGAUUAUCAGUGGUCUUGUAUAUCUUCCAUUUCCUAAUAAUUGCUCCCACAGUUGAUUUCUUCAAACCAAGCUGCUUACCUAUUGCAGAUUCAGUCUUCCCAGCCUGGUGCAGGUCUACAAUUUUGUUUCUGGUGUCCUUUGACAGCUCUUUGGUCUUGGCCAUAGUGGAGUUUGGAGUGUGACUGUUUGAGGUUGUGGACAGGUGUCUUUUAUACUGAUAACAAGUUCAAACAGGUGCCAUUAAUACAGGUAACGAGUGGAGGACAGAGGAGCCUCUUAAAGAAGAAGUUACAGGUCUGUGAGAGCCAGAAAUCUUGCUUGUUUAUAGGUGACCAAAUACUUAUUUUCCACCAUAAUUUGCAAAUUAAUUCAUUAAAAAUCCUACAAUGUGAUUUUCUGGAUUUUUUUCUCAAUUUGUCUGUCAUAGUUAACGUGUACCUAUGAUGAAAAUUACAGGCCUCUCUCAUCUUUUUAAGUGGGAGAACUUGCACAAUUAGUGGCUGACUAAAUACUUUUUUCCCCCACUGUAAUAAAGAGGUUAUAUAGUAUACCACAGUGUUAGAGUUGUAAUCAACAGUGUUUGCUUUGUACAGCUCUUAAGGGCGUAUCCUCAGCACAAAACAAUCUCAACUGCACACUUUCUUGGGCCUAUGUCUCUGUUUGAGGGCAUAUUGCAAUGAGGAGUGUCCACAUCUGCUCUCAAUGGCCCAGAAAGAAAGUGACUAGCUUUACAUUACAGUAGCAUUUGUCAUGCCUUUUAUAAGAAAAGCUUGAUUGAAGACAAACAGAUCCAGACUAUAAUUAAGACCAUAUGGAAUCUUCUAGGGCUUUCCCUCCUCUGUUUCCUCAUUCUCUUUGCUUUCUCUCUCGCUCGCUCGUUUUCAGAGUGGGGACUUCCCCAGAAACCAUUUAUUAUCCAAGACAUUUGACACAGUCAGCAGUUUUGAUUAGAUUCAUUGCCUCUGUGUUACGCAACACCACCUGCCACCAAGUCAUUGCAUCAUCAGUCUGUCUAGAGCCAAGUAGCUACAGGGAGAUGAGGCUCUGUCAACUUAAAUAAAUAAAAUGCUGUGGAGACGGACAGGGUACUGAAGAGGCACAGACGUCAGUUCAACAUCUUUUCUACGUUGGUUCAACGUCAUUUCAUUGAAAUGACAUGGAAACAACGUUGAUUCAACCAGUGUGUUCCCAGUGGGUUGUUUUGUGAGGACAGGGUACUGUAGAGACUUCACUAAGGGGACAUGGUACUGUAGAGCCUCCACUAAGGGGACAUGGUACUGUAGAAUCUCCACUAAGGGGACAUGGUACUGCAGAGCCUCCACUAAGGGGACAUGGUACUGUAGAGCCUCCACUAAGGGGACAUGGUACUGCAGAGCCUCCACUAAGGGGACAUGGUACUGCAGAGCCUCCACUAAGGGGACAUGGUACUGCAGAGCCUCCACUAAGGGGACAUGGUACUGUAGAAUAUCCACUAAGGGGACAUGGUACUGUAGAGCCUCCACUAAGGGGACAUGGUACUGUAUAAUCUCCACUAAGGGGACAUGGUACUGCAGAGCCUCCACUAAGGGGACAUGGUACUGUAGAAUCUCCACUAAGGGGGCAUGGUACUGUAUAAUCUCCACUAAGGGGACAUGGUACUGCAGAGCCUCCACUAAGGGGGCAUGGUACUGCAGAGCCUCCACUAAGGGGACAUGGUACUGUAGAAUAUCCACUAAGGGGACAUGGUACUGUAGAGCCUCCACUAAGGGGACAUGGUACUGUAUAAUCUCCACUAAGGGGACAUGGUACUGCAGAGCCUCCACUAAGGGGACAUGGUACUGUAGAAUCUCCACUAAGGGGGCAUGGUACUGUAUAAUCUCCACUAAGGGGACAUGGUACUGCAGAGCCUCCACUAAGGGGGCAUGGUACUGCAGAGCCUCCACUAAGGGGACACGGUACUGCAGAGCCUCCACUAUGGGGACAUGGUACUGCAGAGCCUCCACUAUGGGGACAUGGUACUGCAGAGCCUCCACUAUGGGGACAUGGUACUGCAGAGCCUCCACUAUGGGGACAUGGUACUGCAGAGCCUCCACUAAGGGGGCAUGGUACUGCAGAGCCUCCACUAAGGGGACAUGGUACUGUAGAAUCUCCACUAAGGGGACAUGGUACUGCAGAGCCUCCACUAAGGGGGCAUGGUACUGUAGAAUCUCCACUAAGGGGACAUGGUACUGCAGAGCCUCCACUAUGGGGACAUGGUACUGCAGAGCCUCCACUAUGGGGACAUGGUACUGCAGAGCCUCCACUAAGGGGGCAUGGUACUGUAGAAUCUCCACUAAGGGGACAUGGUACUGUAGAGACUCCACUAUGGGGACAUGGUACUGUAGAAUCUCCACUAAGGGGACAUGGUACUGUAGAAUCUCCACUAAGGGGACAUGGUACUGCAGAGCCUCCACUAAGGGGGCAUGGUACUGUAGAAUCUCCACUAAGGGGACAUGGUACUGUAGAGACUCCACUAUGGGGACAUGGUACUGCAGAGCCUCCACUAAGGGGGCAUGCUGUCUUUACUUUUACUUUUUACUUUACUUUACUGACUUUAUUGUCCCCAUGUCAUGUACACGUUUAAAGUGUCGUUUAAAUACAAAGCAAAUUGACAAUACAACUUUCAUAACAGUUACAUAACAAUAAAAGAGACUAGCCUGCUGGCCUUACUGGGUCGAUAGGAACAUUAACCCGAGCUGUUUAGGAGGGAUAUCACACCUGGCACAAAUGAUUGUCUAGUUCUGUUUUUCCUGCCGGGGGGUGCCCUAUACCUGCUCCCAGAGGGGAGUAGUUCAAAGUCCGGGUACAGAGGGUGGCUUGGGUCUAAAAGGAUUUUGUGAGCCUUGCUGAGGGCUCUGACCUUAAAGAUCUCAUCCAUGCCUGCCUGUUUCUCUGGCUGACAGUGGCAUUGCCAAACCAACAAACAAUACAAAAAGUUAAAAUACUGUCAAUUAAAGAUUUGUAAAACAGACGACUUUGUAUAGUACUUUGUAUAGUACAGUCAACAUUAAAAGAUCCCAGCUUUUUGAGAAAGUACAGUCUCUGUUGACUCUUUUUGUAGAUCAGGUCUGUAAAUUUACUCCACUGAAGCUUAUUAUCCAAGAGGACACCCAUAUAUUUGUAUUCCUCUACAAUCUCUAUGUUCUGACCUCUGAUAGAUGUUGCAGAGGUAGGUGUUGUAAGCUUCCUGAAGUCUAUGCACAUCUCUUUGGUCUUGUUGGUAUUGAGGACCAAGUGUGACCGGGCCAUGGUGUUCCGUCAUCAUGCAACAGGCUGAUCAAGGCAGUGUCAUCAGCGAACUUAACGAGGUGUCUGUCAGGAUGGGAACUAGUGCAACUAUUAGUGUCCCUGAGGAGAGCCUGUGUUGGUGGUGCGUAUGUCCGACACGUGGGGACCUACUUUGACCCGCUGUGACCACUGGCUCAGAAAGUCCAACAGCCACAAAACCAGCCCCCCAUCUAAGAAGAAGUCCCUUUUGAGUCUCUGUGGCAGAAUGUAAGGCUGGAGGCAGAAUGUAAGGCUGGAGAAAAGUAAACAAAUAGAACCCUGACAUGGGAUUUAACACCCUCUAGAUGUCUAUUGACAAUGUUGAGGAGAGUAAGAAUGUCAUCAUCAACUCUGCUGGGCUGAUAGGCAAACUGAAACGGGUCGAGGAGCUUCUGGGUGGCGCUGACAAUGACUUUUCACAAUUUUCUCAAAGCAUUUAAUUACUAAGGAUGUCAAGGCGACAGGGCGGUAGCCAUUCAGCACAGAGGGAUUAGAUGAUUUAGGAAUGGGUAUAACUAUUGAGUUUUUCCACAAUACUGGCACGUGUUGCUGGUCGAGCGAGGAUUGGAAAAUGUCUGUAAAAACACCAGCCAAUUGUUCAGCACAGUGCUUUAACACAUGUCCUCUUAUUUUGUCAGGGCCUGGGCGUUAGUGUGCGUUACAUCCCCUGAACCACUUCAGAACAUCAGCCUGUUUAACAACAACCCUCUCAAACAUUUGUAAUGGUGCUUCCAUUUGUUGUACCUCCGACACAAAGUCGUCGGAUUCAAAUCUUGAGAAGAAAACAUUCAGUUCUUUAGCCAUGUUCUGGCCUCAUGUCUCCCAAGGUCAGCAUUGGUUAGCCAUGUUCUGGCCUCAUGUCUCCCAAGGUCAGCAUUGGUUAGCCAUGUUCUGGCCCUCAUGUCUCCCAAGGUCAGCAUUGGUUAGCCGUGUUCUGGCCCUCAUGUCUCCCAAGGUCAGCAUUGGUUAGCCAUGUUCUGGCCUCAUGUCUCCCAAGGUCAGCAUUGGUUAGCCAUGUUCUGGCCUCAUGUCUCCAAGGGUCAGCAUUGGUUAGCCAUGUUCUGGCCUCAUGUCUCCCAAGGUCAGCAUUGGUUAGCCAUGUUCUGGCCUCAUGUCUCCCAAGGUCAGCAUUGGUUAGCCAUGUUCUGGCCUCAUGUCUCCCAAGGUCAGCAUUGGUUAACCAUGUUCUGGCCCUCAUGUCUCCCAAGGUCAGCAUUGGUUAGCCAUGUUCUGGCCUCAUGUCUCCCAAGGUCAGCAUUGGUUAGCCAUGUUCUGGCCCUCAUGUCUCCCAAGGUCAGCAUUGGUUAGCCAUGUUCUGGCCUCAUGUCUCCCAAGGUCAGCAUUGGUUAACCAUGUUCUGGCCCUCAUGUCUCCCAAGGUCAGCAUUGGUUAGCCAUGUUCUGGCCCUCAUGUCUCCCAAGGUCAGCAUUGGUUAGCCGUGUUCUGGCCCUCAUGUCUCCCAAGGUCAGCAUUGGUUAGCCAUGUUCUGGCCUCAUGUCUCCCAAGGUCAGCAUUGGUUAGCCAUGUUCUGGCCCUCAUGUCUCCCAAGGUCAGCAUUGGUUAGCCAUGUUCUGGCCUCAUGUCUCCCAAGGUCAGCAUUGGUUAGCCAUGUUCUGGCCCUCAUGUCUCCCAAGGUCAGCAUUGGUUAGCCAUGUUCUGGCCCUCAUGUCUCCCAAGGUCAGCAUUGGUUUUUUCCCCUGCCUAUGUGGGGGGCACUAGCCAUGGAUUUAGUCCCUUGCCAGGCCACCCUUGAGUUUCCUUAGGAGAGGGUCCUCUCCACCCUUUGCUUGUAUGCCUUCUUGUCCACCAGUGUCUGUCUUUUGAUCUCAUGUUGUAAAUCUCUUAAAGCCUGUCUGUUACCCUCAGCAUAAACUGCCUUCUUCCUAUUAAGUAGUGAUUUUAGAUUUUUUGAUACCCAAGGCUUAUUGUUAGGUAAGAUUUUACAGGUUUUAGUAGGCACAACUGACUCAACACAGAAGUUUACAUAGUCUGAAACAUAAUCUGUGAGUUCAUCAAGAUCAGAGCUGCUGUCCUCAAACCUCCCACAUAGUACAGUCAAAACACCCUUGGAGACGAGUGAUACUAUUGCCAUUCCAGAUCUGGACAGUUUUAACUGUAGGUUUCUCCCUCUCCAGGAGCCGACAGUAGGUUGGCCAGAGGUAGACAACAUUGUGGUCUGAUGUCCCGAUGGGAGGUCUGGUGGUGGCAGAGAAAGCAUUUGGUAUUGUCCCAUAGCACAAAGCAAGAGUCUUAUUUUUCCUAAUGUGACAUUUCACAUACUGGUGGUACGUGCGCAGGACCUUGUGCAAAGUACAGUUGUUAAGAUCCCCUAAAAUAAAUAUGGGUGCGUCGGGGAGAUGGAUUCCAGUUUCUGUGACAGAUUAUAAGUCAUCUCUGAUGCUUUUGCUAUUUACAUUUACAUUUUAGUCAUUUAGCAGACGCUCUUAUCCAGAGCGACUUACAGUUAGUGAAUACAUUAUUUUAUUUUUAUUUUUAUUUUUUCAUACUGGCCCCCCAUGGGAAUCGAACCCACAACCCUGGCGUUGCAAACGCCAUGCUCUACCAACUGAGCUACAUCCCUAUAUUAGCGUUUGGUUGAAUGUACACAACUGUAACAAACAAUUGGGGGAACUCACGGGACAUAUAGUAGGGUCGCAGUGACACAGAAAGCAGUUCAAUGUCGGGGGUACAGAGUCUCUCUCUUACCAGGAUCGAUUUACACCACUGGUCCCUGACAAACAGGCAGACGCCCCCGCCGUGAUGUUUCCCUGUGACGGUCAGAUCACGGUCCACUCUGACCAGUGUGAAGCUGGCCGGCUCCACUUCCAUGUCCGGUACUCUGUCAUCCAGCCAAGUCUCAGUAAACGCCAGCAAACAGGCCUCCCGGUAUUCGUGUUUGAAGCGCAGAUUCGAUGACCGCUCAUCUGCUUUCCCCCUCAGUGACUGGGCAUUGAUCAGCAAGGUGGUGGGUAAGGGAAGUUUGUUCUUAAAUUUUUUAAGUCUUUGUCUGAUUCCCCCGUGUUUCCACGUUUGCAUUUGGGUUUGUAAACCACUCACAGACAAUCGGGGAUUAGAUGGGCCAUUGGGAUAUCCAUCGCGUUCGUGUUUGCGUUGCAUUGUAGUCAGAACUCUCUGCUGUAUUGGAUUCCGCUGCCAGCAGCGUUUUCAUCAUUUAGUCAGUUUGUAGCGGGUAUGUACACGAUAGACAAGAUCAGUCCAACACCCCACCACUGUAAAGUCAUCGUUGACAGAUGGUUUACAAACAUAGUGUAAAAUUAAAAACAUAAAAGAACACCACACCAAACGUCACACACACUGUGGGAUGCAACAGAGACUCCACUAUGGGGACAUGGUACUGUAGAGACUUCACUAUGUGGACAUGGUACUAUAGAGACUUCACUAUGGGGACAUGGUACUAUAGAGACUUCACUAUGGGGACAUGGUACUAUAGAGACUUCACUAUGGGGACAUGGUACUGUAGAGACUUCACUAUGGGGACAUGGUACUGUAGAGACUCCACUAUGGGGACAUGGUACUGUAGAGACUUCACUAUGGGGACAUGGUACUAUAGAGACUUCACUAUGGGGACAUGGUACUAUAGAGACUUCACUAUGGGGACAUGGUACUAUAGAGACUUCACUAUGGGGACAUGGUACUGCAGAGACUUCACUAUGGGGACAUGGUACUAUAGAGACUUCACUAUGGGGACAUGGUACUGUAGAGACUCCACUAUGGGGACAUGGUACUAUAGAGACUUCACUAUGGGGACAUGGUACUGUAGAGACUUCACUAUGGGGACAUGGUACUAUAGAGACUUCACUAUGGGGACAUGGUACUGUAGAGACUCCACUAUGGGGACAUGGUACUGUAGAGACUUCACUAUGGGGACAUGGUACUGUAGAGACUUCACUAUGGGGACAUGGUACUGUAGAGACUCCACUAAGGGGACAUGUUGUCUUGUGGGGACAUGGUACUGUAGAGACUCCACUAUGGGGACAUGGUACUGUAGAGACUCCACUAUGGGGACAUGGUACUGUAGAGACUCCACUAUGGGGACAUGUUACUGUAGAGACUUCACUAUGGGGACAUGGUACUGUAGAGACUCCACUAAGGGGACAUGUUGUCUUGUGGGGACAUGGUACUGUAGAGACUCCACUAUGGGGACAUGGUACUGUAGAGACUCCACUAUGGGGACAUGUUACUGUAGAGACUUCACUAUGGGGACAUGGUACUGUAGAGACUUCACUAUGGGGACAUGUUACUGUAGAGACUCCACUAUGGAGACAUGGUACUGUAGAGACUCCACUAUGGGGACAUGUUGUCUUGUGGGGACAUGGUACUGUAGAGACUCCACUAUGGGGACAUGGUACUGUAGAGACUCCACUAUGUGGACAUGGUACUGUAGACUCCACUGUGGGGACAUGGUGCUGUAG